This is a messenger RNA of Podarcis lilfordi (Lilford's wall lizard), 75635 nucleotides long. Lineage: Eukaryota; Metazoa; Chordata; Lepidosauria; Squamata; Lacertidae. The record is from the annotation of a GenBank genome assembly.
GGAGCGGCUGCCCCGGGACCUCCCUCGGGCCUGCCCCUGCCAGCCAGUCCGGUCCCGCCCCGUGCUGGGGGCGUGGGGAGAAGCGAGGAGAGGAGCCAGGCGUCCGGGCGCAGGGCGCAGCGAGUGCUGCCGGGGCUGCUCGUAGGAGCCUGCUGGCGGGAGAGGGGCGCCCGGAGCCGGCCACGAUGGCGGCGGACAGCGGCCUGGAGCAGCGGGCGCUGCAGUACGAGCAGACCUUGGUGAGUGGGGCGGGCUCCGGGCGGGGGGCUCUGCCUCGGCGCUCAGCCCCGGGAUUUCUUUGCACAGCAGGAGAGGGGAGAGAGUGCCUUUGAGCGCGUGCAGAGCGCCGUUCGCCGCGCGCGGGUUCCCAAGGCUGCCUUCAAGCCAGGACUUUUUCACAGUCAAGUCCUGGGAUUUGGGGGAAGAGGCGGAGGAAAACAGGGCUGCUGUAUUCAGAGGAGGGGAAUCGCGGGACCGGUUUGCAAAAAAAAGAAGAGUGCUUCUGAGCAUGCGGGGAGUGUCGCGUGGCACCUCAAAAGACCACCACAUUAGUGCCGCUUGGUGGAGCGGGCGCUAAGUAGCUUGCGCUCUUGUGCGCUGUUCCCUGGGUGCAAGUCCCAUUGAACUCAGCCGGACUUGCUUCCUCCAAAGAUACGCUUAGGUUUGCACCGUGGAGUUAGCGGCAGGAAUGAGCUGUCUUGUGGAAAGCCAGGCCACUAGCCCAUUCAUGUUCAGUGAUGUCUGCACUGACAGGCAGCUGCUCUUCAAAGGGGUCGUCCCCAGUUCUACCUGUGCGUUGAACCCGGGACGUUCUGCACGCAGAGCAUGUGUUCUGCCACUUAGUUGUUGCCCUCUCUCUCUGAGUUCCCAUCCCUGUUGCUCCAAGCCCGUUCCUACGCAUCUGGGUUUAUGGGACUCAAAGGCAUUCAUGAGCUGCAAAUCAACGCCACCUUCAAAAGACGCGAACAGGAAUGGCAUGGUUGCGGGGCUGCUGGUUCAUGCCCUUGGCUUCCUUCUCAACAGGAUGCUAAAUGUGGGUCAAAAGCCAUUUUCCAAGGGAUUUUAAGGUGGUGGGUACCACCAGGGGUUGGUGCAGAUCAGGGUGGCAAGAGGGACAGAGAAGGCGAUGCUUGGGGGUGUGUGAAUAAGGCCACUUGUGGGUCCCUGGUUAGAGGUGGGUAGCAGGGCACCUUGAACGGGCAUUGCCAAAGGGGAUCUAAAAAGGUAAAGGGACCCCUGACCAUUAGGUCCAGUCGUGGCCGACUCUGGGGCUUCUGCGCUCAUCUCACUUUAUUGGCUGAGGGAGCCGGCGUACAGCUUCUGGGUCAUGUGGCCAGCAUGACUAAGCCGCUUCUGGCAAACCAGAGCAGCACACAGAAACGCCGUUUACCUUCCCGCUGGAGUGGUACCUAUUUAUCUACUUGCACUUCGACGUGCUUUUGAACUGCUAGGUUGGCAGGAGCAGGGACCGAGGAACUGGAGCUCACCCCGUCAAAGGGAUUUGAACCGCUGACCUUCUGAUAAGCAAGCCCUAGGCUCUGUGGUUUAACCCACAGCGCCACCCGCGUCCCUUAAAUGGGAUCUAGCAAUGUACAUUCAAGCCGUCUUAAGAUUGUUGACCAGGACUUGUGUUUAGGGAGGGAGCAUAUGAAUCCUGUUUGGGAUUAAAUAUAUUAAACAAAAUAAGCAAUAAGAUGGAUAUCUCGGUUGGGGGGGAGGCUGGCGUCUUUCCCCUAAUAUCACAGGUGUUGUAUGGGCUUUGGAAAGAGGUCGUUUCAAAUUUGGUCUUGCAGUGUCAUUGCAAACUUUUUUAUUAUUAAAAAAAAAAACAUGCUGCCUGCCUGCCUGCCUCAGUUUGGCUUUAGUUUCCUUCUCAGAAAAGAAUCGUUGUGGUAGAAGGACAUGUGAGACAGGUUAAAAAUAAUAAUUCUGGGGUUUUUUUAAAUAUGGUCUUGUUUUUGUACAUUUUUCAUUAUUAUGAAAACGAUUUUGUUUCGAAAGAAAAAAAAAGAUGGGCAUCACAGGAGCAUGGCAUGACAAGCAGGCAGGGGGAUUUCUCAUCCUGGAAGGAUCAGUUGCAGCCGGCAGAACUUUCUGCAAGAGAGGAGCCUUAGGAACUGGUUUCACAUUGGCAUGGGAAAAAUUGCCCGGAGUAAAGCGUGGUUUUGCCACGGGGAACUGAGGAAGGCAAAGCUGCUGUUGAGUGUAUUGGGGGACAAUUCCUGGGGCAGGGGUGUCCAGGAGAGCUCCCUGUCAGGGACUUGGACAUUUGUUAGUGACAGUUUGGAAAGAGUCAAGACUGUCUGACGCUGGCAGGGGAGGUGGCAGCGCAGUCAUGCAAAGAAAGCUUCAGCUUUUUGUCUCAAGGGAAGGGAGUCUUACUUGAAUACAUGCUAUGAAGAUGACUUGGGUUUGUUUCUUAUUUUAAGGGGGGGAAAUAGAGCACUUAAAAAACCCAAAGGAAUCUACCUCAAACAAUAUAAAACUAAUAACGAAUAAAAACCAGCAAAUAGUAAAAACAACGGUUUGUUUCUAAAUUAUGUGUUUGGAUAGGAUUGCUAUCAGGUUAGCUUCUUCUUGAAGCUGUGGCUUUCACAUCUGCAGCCCUCCAGAUGUUGGGCUCCAACUCCCAUCAGCCCCAGCCAGCUAGCCAAUGAUCCAGGAUGAUGGGAGAUGUAGUCCAGUAAGAUCUGGAGUCUUCGUAGCUUUAUGUACAAAAUCGCUAAUAAUAAUAAUAAUAAUAAUAAUAAUAAUAAUAAUAUAUUUAUACCCUGCCCUUCCUGGUUCAGAAAACUGGGCUCAGGGUGGCUAACAACAGUUUUAAAACACUUAAUGGUGAUACAACAAAAAGCAGCAUAAAAUACAGUAUAAAAGCGUGAAUAACAAUAAAUUCAAAGCUCUAAAAUCAAUUUAGGGGAAAAACCAUCCAAUAAACAUUAGAUGAUCACCAGGACUAGCUGGCUAAAUUAGUCCUAUUUGGGCCAGCAAGGAGGCCAGGAGAGAAUUAGCUGUGGGAUCCCAGAGCAGCUAAUCUUCAUAAAAGGGGAGGGGGAGGGAAGGAAGGGGAAUAAAAGAUCAGGAUAAGUUCAAAUUGAAAGCCAGGCGGAAUAGCUCUGUCUUACAGGCCCUGCGGAAGGAAGUUAAAUCCUGCAGGGCCCUGGUCUCAUGGGACAGAGCUUUCCACCAGGUCGGAGCCAUCACUGAGAAGGCCCUGGCCCUGGUGGAGGAUAGUCUGACUUCCUUAGGGCCCAGGACCUCUAAACUAUGAUUAUUCAUGGACUUUAAGGUCCUCUGCAAGGCAUACCAGGAGAGGCGGUCCCGUAAAUACGAGGGCCCUAAGCAGCUUGUGCUAGAGGCAGCUUGUGAGGAAGGAGACAGAGAGCGUGCUGAAUUUUCAAGGAAGGUCCCUGGGAUAUUGCUGGAAAAGAUGGGCUCCCAACAACCUUUAGAUGACCUAUCCAGGACAGUAGUGAAAUACUACUCCACCUCUGAGAUGAAAAUGAAAACAUUAAAAAAACAAAUUAUUAAAGUGGCCAAACACUUAGGUUAUUCAAAUAACUUCUGCAAACUAUUUUGCAUGAGUUGAGUGGUCCAGAAAAAAUGAUAUACAUCAAUAGGCUUUCCAGAAGAAGGCUUUCUCUGUGGCGGCCCCUAAGUUGCGGAAUUCCCUCCCUACAGAGUGCACCUAGCAAAUGCUGAAUACUUGCCUCUUUGCUCUGGCCUUUGACCCCUGAGACCGGUGUUUUCAGGACUCGCCCUAUUCCUGCAACUGUAAUCUGUUUUAACUGUUUUCAAUCCUGCACUGGCUUUUCCAGGGGGUUGGACUAGAUGACCCUUGGGACCCAUCCAACUCUACAAUUCUGUGAUUCUACAACUGAAUUUUCAGUCGUCGUAACCCACCCUGGGACCUGCUGGUUAAGAGCAAAUUGCUGUUGUUGUUGAUGUGGGGAAUAUUAAAAAAGUUAGUGAUGGGUAGACAUUCAUACUUUCAACUGAACGUCACACUGCCCCAAAUUCUACCACCUCAUUAUGGCUCCUUCUUAGAGCGGCUGUUGAAUCCAUCUUUCCGCUGGGACCAAAACAGAUUCCUGGCAUCUUUUUACAUGGGCCUUGAUCCUCCAGCUGGGGUUCCUCCUUCUGCCGCUGCAUCUGACAUGUGCUGUUGACCACAAACGAAACUUUCCAAAUUGCUUACUGAUCUGCGCGCCCCCCCUGCCCCCUUUCUACUUUCUGCUCCCAUCGCCUUUCCGCCUAAUCUCAUGUUAACACCACUCAAAUGCUUGCCACUGGCACCGGCCCCUGGCUAGACUUAUUUAGCUCCUUUAAUCUUCCCUUGUAGUCGGCUCUCCCAGCUCCGUAAUUGUGUAGCUGUGGGCAUGUCCAAUUUCUUGCUGUCAUGCCUUCAUCCUCUGUUCUUCCAUGUAUCUCACACACACACACACACACACACACACACACACACACAGCCUCAGCAGGGCAUGACGACCGCUGAUUUUGGCUUUUGCAUCUCCGCUCAUUUCCUGGCUUCCACUACUUAUUGCCUAAUAAUCAUUGCCAUCAAGUCAUUGCAGCCAGUUUUCUAUGGGUCCCUUUGAUCAGGUUGUAAAGCUGCCCUUACUUCAGGGCUGCAUGGGGAGCCUGCAUGGUAUACCACAAGGGUGGGGAACCUGUGGCCCACCACAUGAUCGGGGAGGGGCCUUAGCUCAGUUGCAGAAGGUCACAGGUUCAGUUGCUGGCAUCUCCAGGUGAGGCUGGGAAAGGAAUCCUGCCUUGAAGUCCUGAAGUGAUACUGCCAGUCAGUACUUAGCUACCUAGACACGGGUGGUCUAAACCACUGAGCUUAUUGGGCUUGCUGAUUGGAAGGUCACCAGUUCGAAUCCCCACAACAGAGUGAGCUCCCGUUGCUCUGUCCCAGCUCCUGCCAACCUAGCAGUUUGAGAGCACACCAGUGCAAGUAGAUGAAUAGGUACUGUUGCAGUGGGAAGGUAAACAGCAUUUCCAUGCGCUCUGGUUUCCGUCAUGGUGUUCUGUUGCACCAGAAGCGAUUUAGUCAUGCUGGCCACAUGACCCGGAAAAGCUGUCUGUGGACAAACGCCGGCUCCCUUGGCCUGAAAGUGAGGUGAGCGCCGCAACCCCAUAGUCGCCUUUGACCGGACUUAACCAUCCAGGGGUCAUUUACCUUUACCUUUUUACACAGACCAAUGGCCUGACUUGGUAUCAAUGUUAGAAACUCAGAUAUAUAACCUAGGUGCCAAAUGGCUCCUUAAACCAAGGUUACAGUCGCCAAAACGGAAUGUGUAGUUGCAAGACUUAUUUUUCAAACAAUGGACUGACUGUGAUUGAUUCUUAGUUAAAAAUUGGACUGGUUCAUAUGACAACCUUGAGCUAGGUUAAGAGUUUUGAGAACUUAAAGGACAGUCCACAUAUAUAUUGGCCUAUUCUGACCUCUUUUUCUUAAUGGUGACUGCUCCUGCUCAGGCUUCACAGAAAAAGCAUUUUGGUUCCUGAAAUUCAUUCUGAUUGUGCAGAUAAAAUGUAACUGAUAGAAUAAUACAGGAUAGGGUAUUGGUGUGUAAAAACUGUCAGGAUCCAAUGAUCCCCAGGCAUGUACCUCCCGAUGGCACCUAGGAAUCUUCACUUUGUCGCAAAAUGCACCUGGCUAAUUUCAAACACAGUUUGGUAUAAGGGAUCGUCCUCUGCGCUGUCCCAAACGGCUGGACUAUAGUUCCCCUCACCCCUGGCCAUUGGGCAUGUUUGCUAUAGUUGGUGGGAGUUGGAAUUCAGCAUCUGUAGGCUUGCAGGUUUCCCACACCUGGGGUAGUGGUGAGAGUGUUGCGCCAGGGCUGGGGAGGCCCAGGUUCAAAGCUCCAGUCACCCGUGAAGUGCACUGGGUGACUUUGAGCCAGCCAACAACUCUGAGCCUGGUCUGCCUCACAGGAUUUCAGGGAGAGUUGAACCGUGAUACAGUAUACACAACCUUGGAUUUCUGGUUAAAGGCAGCCAAUGAUUGUGAGUCUUGUAGAAAACUGCCUGUUAAAAACUUGUAUUCUGGGAGGAAGGUUAGGCUGAGCACUUGAGUCCAUUCACAGAUGCAAGCUGUUGCUUGACUGGGUGAAUCGGCCUUAGAUACUGGGAAAAGGAGACUUCAGGAACAGAAACAGUUCCUUCAUGCAUCUCAUUUUCUGACUGCUUAAGUUUGGUUCACCCUAUGAAUAGUUGUUGUUUGAUGACUACAUCACCAUCAGGCGACAAACCUGCCAGUGUGUCAAAGCUACAUACGUCUUCCCACGCCACCUGAAAUUCAAGACUUUUCAACCAUCCAUUCAGCUGCCAGAGCCUCAUUCAUAAUCCUUCAGUUACCCUGCACGCUGCAACUUGCAACCAAAUUGACUUCCCUGGGAAGUGUUGCGUAUGAAACAUCACAUGCAGGCGAGUGCUCUGUGGGUGUUGCAUUCUCUGUGAUGACCCUGUCCCAUGGGGAAAUUAAUCACCGGCCUUGUUAGCCUGUUCAGUCAUCUGUCCCUGGUCACAAUGGCCUUUGUCAUAAGGUGUCUGUUACAUACAUAUGUAUGUAUGUAAAAAUGGUAAAGGUAAAUGCAUGUAUAAUAAUAAUAAUAAUAAUAAUAAUAAUAAUAAAAAAAUUUAUUUAUAUCCCGCCCUCCCCAGCUGAAGCCGGGCUCAGAGCAGCUAACAACAAUAAAAGUAACACAGCAUUCUAAAAUCAAUUCAUUCUAAAAUCAAUUCAAAAUCAAAUUAAUGGCAGCCGUUGGGCUAGAGUUCUGUGAGGAUUACCAAAGGAGGGGGUCAGACUGUGCCUUGGCCAAAGGCCUGGUGGAACAGCUCUGUCUUGCAGGCCCUGUGGAAAGAUGUCAAGUCCCGCAGGGCCCUAGUCUCUUGUGACAGAGCGUUCCACCAGAUCGGGGCCAUGGCCGAAAAAGCCUUGGCUCUGGUUGAGGCCAGCCUAACCUCCCUGUGGCCCAGGACCUCCAAGAUGUUUUUGUUUGAGGACCGUAAGGUCCUCCGUGGGACAUACCAGGAGAGGCGGUCCCGUAGGUACGAGGGUCCUAGGCUGUAUAGGGCUUUAAAGGUUAAAACCAGCACCUUAAACCUGAUCCUGUACUCCACCAGGAGCCAGUUCAGUUGGCAUAGCACAGGGUGAAUGUGAUUCCCAUGGCAAGGACCCCAUAGGAGUCUUGCCACGGCAUUCUGCACCUGCUGGAGUUUCUGGGUCAGUCUCAAGGGCAGCCCCAUGUAGAGUGAGUUACAAGAGUAUGCACGCAGAGCCAAGUAUAGAUGCUGUAGACUGCUUUUGCAAUCUUUCUGUUGGCUACCUGAAAGUCUAGAUAUGCAUGUGGAGAAAGUGGGCAGGAAGACAUGGGCAUCCAAUGACUCUGAAUUUUGGCAUCUUAGGACUGGCAAAAGAAAGCAUACCACACAAAACAUACACUAUGCAGUUUGUUUUUGGAUUAUAUGCAUCAAGAAGAUUGUGUUUAUAACCCCUGAGAUUUCAUGGUACUAUCCUAGAAUCGUAGAGUUGGAGGGGACCCCGAGAGUCAUCUAGUCCAACCCCCGGCAAUGCAGGAAUCUCAGCUAAAGCAUCCGUGACAGACGGCCAUUCCAAACUCUGCUUAUGCGUAAAGGUUUUUGGAGUCCCCAGAGAGAAUUUGAAUUGAUAUCUUUAAGCAAAGUGGUUGAUGUGUUGUGAGUUGUGCUUUUUUUAAUGCGUGGCGUGAACAAUGAAAAUCAAUAAAAAUAUUUAAACGAAGACAAAACUAUUCCGUUUACUCCCCCGAGAGUCAGCAGUGGUCACCAGCUUGGAUGGCUCCAAAAAGAGGAUUAGGCAAGUUCGUGGACUGUCAUGGGCUGCUAGCCCUGCUGGCAAUGUCAUGCCUCCACUGUCAGAGGAAAUGUGCCUCUGAAUGCCAGUUCCUGGGAGUCACAAGUUGGGAUACUGCUGUGGCGCCCAGAUUCUGCUUGCGGGUUCCCACAGGCAUCUGGUUGGCCACUGUGAGAGGAGAAUGCUGAGCUAAUGGUCAUUUGGCCUGAUCUAGCAGAUCUCGUCUUAUGAAACCUUGUUUAACUGAAACUUCUGGAACCGAGGAGCUGCAGAAGGGAGGCAAAAGUCCGGGGUCCUGAUCCAGGUCUGCGAAAAUCUCUCUUUAAACUUGUUGCAUAGUCUCUGUUUGCUGUUCCUGAAGGUCUAAAGCUAGGGAAGUGUUUCAGAUUCUUAGAAUCUGCGGAGGUACUUACUGAUAAAAAUGUACCUGUCUAGGCCAAAGUCUGUGAUGGAGAAGAAAAAGUUCAGCCUGCGUCUGUUGUCUUUUCCUAGGAAAGAUGGUCAGAAACAAUGGUUGAAGUGCCACUUCAGAAACAUAGGAAUCUUCCUUAUACAUUGCUCCAUCUAGCACAUUGUUUUCCAAACUUGGGUCUCUAGCUGUUUUUGGACUACAACUCCCAUCAUCCUUAGCUAGCAGGACCAGUGGUCAGGGAUGAUGGGAAUUGUAGUUCCAAAACAGCUGGAGCCCAGGUUUGGGAAACGCUGAUCUAGCUCAGUAAUGCCUGCACUGACUGACAGCAGCUCUCCGAAGGUUUCAGAUGGGGAACACUCCCAGGGACCUUCUGCAGCCAAGGCAGAUGCUCUGCUACUGAGUUCAAGCCCUUCCCUAAAUAUUCUUUCUCUCCUCCCUCUGGCCUCGCCUGUGUUCCUCUUGCAUUUCUUACAAAGUUGUGAGCUGACAACGGUGCCACUUCCAGCCUUCUGGGGAAAACAGAGUCUCCGGCAAUAUCACACUUGCACCAUUCAGGAUUGUGUAACUGGAGAGGAGUCGUAGCUCAGGGGUAGAGCAUCUGAUCUGAGUUCCUUUCCUGGUAUCUCCAGGUGAAGAGCAGAGGCAGUGGCUUGCAUUGGGGUAGGGGGUUGUGGGGGGAGAAUCCCCCUUGAGAGAGUCACUGCCAGCCGCAGCCCCAGGUUGGAUGAACAAAUGGUUUGUCUCUGUGUAGGACAGCUUCAUCUGUUUAUGUUCCUUGGCCUCUGCGGUUAUGUUCCCAAAAACCCAGGGCAUUUGUGGUUGGGCACCUGAUUUCACAUUAGGUGGAUCUCAGCCAGGGAUGAAACUGGAGUCUCUCUUUUGCCAGAACUCUUGCAGUGCUGUCACAGAAGCAAGAAGGAAUCUCAGGGCAGAUUAAAGACUUAACAGAUUGAUCGCGGCAUAGGUUUUUGUGGGACCAGAUGUUUAAGGGGUUGUAUACACACCUCUGUACAUUUGCAAGCCAAUCUCAGCCCAUCAGCCAUUCCCACCACCCUUCUGAGUAAUACCCCUCCCCACCCUCCCACUAUAUAUAAGGGUCUGGUGACUUCUGUUUCAGUGUAUCUGAAGAAGUGUGCAUGCACACGAAAGCUCAUACCAAUAACAAAUGUAGUUGGUCUCUAAGGUGCUACUGGAAGGAAUCUUUUUAUUUUGCUUGAUCUACUACAGAUCACCUUGAGAUGUGCCAGAACAGAUCUUGAUUUCCAUUUUGCCCAUCCCUGUUAUAAAUAUAUUCCUUAUGAAACACUCCAUCUUUCCAAGAAUUUCCAUUGCCUUUUGCAAUAUCUCCUAUCUGUCUAUCUGUCUUGUAUCUGCUUGUAAUAUGAUGGAAUCACCUUUCCUGUCUGGGGUUCUUGGCAGACAAAGAUAUUGGGAAAUGGAACUGUUGCUUAGAUGGCUGCGGGCGACACAUUUUGCCAGCUGUUGUGAAACUUCUUUCUCUCUCCCUCUCUGAUCUGCCCCUGCUGCCCAGUGUCUGGAUUUGCAACCUCUGCAGUUGCCUCUCUCCUGUCCAUCAGUCAUUGUGUCUGGCUUUGGAAAACUUCAAAGGGGACUAGCGGAUAGGCAUUUGUGAUGGUUAUCUAGACAGGGCUGGGGAAAGGAGACCACAUACUGCCCAAUGUGUUCCCCGUCCCACACUAGUCUGUCUUGCAGAGAUGAUGCCUUGAUGGAGCUUGAUCAAGCUGGUUUGAGCAGAGAGCCAGUGGGAACUGAUCUCCCUGCCCCUCGCCCCACUUCCUUGCUCCUUUGUAGUCAAUUGGAUGCAUCCUAUUUUCCCAGGGGGGUGGCUGGUGGACAAAUAGCUCAGUGUGAGAACAGGCUUCUUUGAUUCUUUGAACAUUUAUGAUUAUGCACGUGCAUGCGAUAAAUCAAGGCAGCUCACAUCAUAAAAUACAACAAAAUCAAUUUGUAAAUAUCUAUAAAGCAUAAUUGAAAACAGCAAACAAACAGCAAUAAGUCGUGGUUGGCUAAAAGGAGAAAUCCAUAUUGUGAAGGCAAUAUGUAUUGUCUAAAAAGUACAGCUUUCAAGAAGCACCCAAAAGAAGGCAGGGACAGUUCCUGGUGAAUCUCCAAAGGUAGGAUUGAGGUUGAAUCCUGACAAGGCAGAGGUACUGUUUGGGCGGACAGGGGGAGGGCAGAUGUGGGGGAUUCCCUGUUCCCGAAUGGGGCAACUGUGCCCCUGAAGGACCAGGUGCACAGCCUGGGAGUCAUUCUGGGCUCACAGCUAUCCAUGGAGGUGCAGGUCACGACGGCUGAGACCCUACCUGCCAGCACAAUGUCUCAUCAGAGUGGUCCAUGCACUGGUCAUCUCCCACUUGGACUACUGCAAUGCGCUCUACGAAGGUGACUCGGAAACUACAACUGAUCCAGAAUGCAGCUGCCAGACUGGUGACUGGGAGUGGCUGCCGGGACCAUAUAACACCCGUCAUAAAGGAUCUUCACUGGCUCCCAAAACAUUUCUGAGCAUAAUUCAAAGUGUUGGUGCUGACCUUUAAAGCCCUAAAUGGCAUCUCCACCCCCAUCAUUUAUCCCAGACAUUGAGAUCCUGCUCCGAGGGCCUUCUGACGGUUCCAUCGCUGCGACAAGUGAGGUUACAGGGACCCAGGCAGAGGGCCUUCUCGGUAGUAGCACCCUGCCUGUGGAACGCCCUCCCAUCAGAUGUCAAGGAAAUAAACAACUAUCUGACUUUCGGAAGACAUCUGAAAGCAGCCCUAUAUAGAUAAGUUUUUAAUGUUUGAUUUUUUUAUAUUGUGCUGGUAGCUGCCCAGAAUGGCUGGGGCAACUCAGUCAGGUGGGCAGCAUAUAAAUAAUAAAAUUACUAUUAUUAUUAUUAGUAGUAGUAGUAGUAGUAGUAGUAGUGGUAGUAGUAGUAUUAAUAGAGAGUUAAUUCACAGGGCAGAGCCUGCAACGCUGAUAUGUAUCUAAAUCCUGGAGGGCUCCUAUGUUCAGAGGCCUCUGAAUUCUCCUUGCUGGAAAUGGCAGGAGGAGACAGUGCUCUUUCACAAAAGUCUUAAUUGUCCAGGAUGCUGGACUAGAUGAGGCCUUCGCCUCAUCCAGCAGGAUCCUCUUACGUCCUUAAGAUUUCUUGUUGUUUCACGCCUUAAGAGAUGCCGUUCCCUUCCUUUAGAGGCACAGUUUCGAAAAGCGUAUUUACACUCUCACUGAGUAACUAGCUAUUAAAAAGCCAGGCAUUUAAUCAAUUAGAAAUUUGUCAAGUGGCAGAUAGCCCUGAUAUUUACAAGUAAGUUUGUUUUUUAAACCAUUGUAACCUGACCUUUGGAUGGGCUGGAACACAUUGGAAUACAUCAACGCGCUCUUUGCAAGCUCCAGAUGGGGACUGUGUUGCUGUUGUUGCCGUGGGGAGCAGCUUAAAAGAACUUUUGGCCAAUAUCUGGAUGUAGGGUGGGGAGAAGAGAAAGUGGACGAAGUGUUCAAUACUAGGAGCGUCCUUGGAAGUUGGGGCUCAGUUUGGAAGCUCCCCUGCCUUUACUCUCCUGGCCCUCGUGUAACAUGAAAGUAUAUACUUCAUAUACUUCCAGCCAUAAUCUUGCGCCAAUGGGACAGCUUGGUUGGAGACAAUCCUAAAUAAAGAAAUGCACGUGCUGCCUUUUUUUGUUGAGAAGGAUAAAGAAAACCCUAAUCGACAGGCCCUCUCUCCCUUUCUAACCACAAGCUUCAGUUCCCUUGUUUUGUGCAGUGUUUGCUUUUCUGAGCUGGGGGCUCUCCUCUCUCCUUCUUUCUCCCCUCCCCGCUUCCUUCACCCACCCCGCAAAAGUUUGCCCGACUCUCUUUGGCCAUUCCAGUUUUGCCUCUAGCUGACCUUGAUCUUUCCCCUGGUGGCUGCCUUAUCGCCAGCGAGCUAUCUGCCGCCUAAUCCCAUUUUAUGACGGGCUUUUAUGCUCUCCCUAGUCAAUACACUUGCCCCAAUUGCUAGCGCAAACGUUGCACAACUUUUUCCAGGGAAUGGUGAUACGGAGUUCUCUUCCUCUCUCUCCUCUGUCCCUGCAGCUCAACUUCUCCUGCCUUGCUUCCUGUCCACAGAGUUAGAGCUGGAAGUCAUGGGUGUAGUCAAGGUGGGCAUCUGCCCCCCCAACCAGUAAAACAAUAGAAAUACUUAACUAACUGACCAGUCACAUCGGUUGAUGGAUCCGUGGUCUGGCUCCGUGUAAAGGCAGGAUCCCCUUUUCCUGUGAGGCAGAGUGGCAAAACAGCGGCUAUCUAAUACUGAGUGCAGGGCAUUUUGCAACACCUGCCCUCAUUUCAAGGAUUGUGUGCUGCUCAACACUCCCUUUCCCCAGUCUGGUGCCUUCCAGAUGUUCAUAGAAUCAUAGAGUAGCGUCGUCUAGUUCAACCCCUCGCAAUGCAGGAAUCUUUUGCCCAACGUGGGGCUUGAACCCAUGAACCUGAGUCUCACCCUCUGCUGGCUGAGCCCUGCCAGCAGUAGUUGGGGCGAAUGGGAAUCAUAGCACAAAAUGUCUGGAGGGAAGCAGGUUUGGGAAGGCUGCCUUAAGGUUUUGCUCUGCCCUGACUUUUGCCAUAGCGUACCUUCCUACAUUCAUUCCUUCUCUCUCUCUCUCUCUCCCCGUCCCUCCCCUCCCCCAACAGUGUUUAAUAUAGAGUGGUACCUUGGGUUAAGUACUUAAUUCGUUCCAGAGGUCCGUUCUUAACCUGAAACUGUUCUUAACCUGAAGCAAAGUUCUUAACCCGAGGUACUACUUCUGGGUUAGCGGAGUCUGUAACCUGAAGCAUCUGUAACCUGAAGCAUAUGUAACGUGAGGUACCGUUAUACUGAUUUAUCUCCCAGUGCAGCCAGCUGUGCUUAUUGCAGAAUAGCUGCAACUCCAACCAUACUCCGCAGUACAGUGGUACCUCGGGUUACAUACGCUUCAGGUUGCAUACGAUUCAGGUUACAGACUCCGCUAACCCAGAAAUACUACCUCGGGUUAAGAACUUUGCUUCAGGAUGAGAACAGAAAUUGUGCUCCAGCAGCAUGGCGGCAGCCGGAGGCCCCAUUAGCUAAAGUGGUGCUUCAGGUUAAGAACAGUUUCAGGUUAAGAACGGACCUCUAGAACGAAUUAAGUUCUUAACUCGAGGUACCACUGUACUUAUUUGCUAACUGGAUUGGAUGUUUUUCUGGGGGUAGAGGGGAAUGGAAUAGAAGCAGGGAUCUAUUUUAUUCUUUUGUUGUUCUUCAUAUGCAUGCUUAGGCACAAGAGGGUCAGGAAGCACUUUACAUCAGCAUUCUCAAAUGCAUAGGGUGGGGUGGGGGGAAUGAAGUAUAAAUGAUGAUGGUGGUGAUUAUUUUAUUUAUUUGUAUAGCGUCCUUCGUCCGAAGAGCUCAGGGAAGAUCACAGCAUAAAAAUACAAGAUAAAAACACAAGAUACAUAAUAAAAAGAGGAACAAAAACAAAACAAAGCAAUAACUCCCCUCUUCUUUCUGCACCUGUGUACACAUACAAACUAAUUUUUGCAAUGGCAACUGGAUAGUUCUCCCUAUAAUGUAGGGCUGUGUAAACUGGGGGCCUCUAAAUGUUUCUGAACUCCCAACUCCCAUCACCCCAGGCCUUUGGCUGUGCUUGCUGAGGCUGAUGGGAAUUGUAGUCCAAUAAACCUGGAGGAUGCCGUGUUGGCUAUCCCAGGGACAGUGAGUUAGAAAACAGGCAUUCCCUCUGCCAAAUAGGGAUUGUUGGUGUGUAUGGCCAUCAAAGCACUAAGUAGCCCGAUCCUGGGCAUGUUUGGGGGUUUCUGCCUUCAGUUUGCAAAGCCUGCGUGGCUGUGAUCAGCUUUCAUGGCAACCUACAUUCAAGGGAGACAAACGGAUCUGUUCUUUUAGCUGCUGUUCAUUUUGUUAAGAAGAGAACAAGGGACGGAUAGUCUGACAGCAACUUGGGGUCAAAGUAGGCUUGACCCUUACUUACGUGGGUGCCAUUAGCAUAUCUGUUUUUACCGUUUCUGUAAGCAAAAGCUCUUGUUGUUGUUGUUGUCUAAAGCAGUUCCAGUAAGUGGGACCUGCAACAAAUGCGGCGUAGACAGCUCCUGUUCACUGUUCCAGCCGCACAGCCCAUGCCCGCCUCCAGGAAACUCCAUUUCAUCCCUCCUCCCUCCCAUCUGGUUUUCCAUUCCCUGCCCGAACAGCCAGUCUGCAUUCCUCAGAACACUGAGCAUGCUCAUAUAUUUAUUUAUUGUACUUCUGCAAGUCUUGGGGUUCCCUUCCCUGCAAAGUGCUGACAUCUCCCUCUUGUAUUACUGCUUUGGAUCCACAAGUGUUGCUGCUUGCAGCAGAAAGGAAAGAGAGCAAUUACGCUGUGCCAUCGAUGCACCUUAGAUUUUGCAGCAUGUGAACAGGUCCUUUCUCCUCCUAAAGAGGUAGAAUCAAUCCUAGAAUUGUAGAGUUGGAAGGGACCAUGAGGGUCAUCUAGUCAAACCCGCUGCAAUGCAGGACUCUUUCCCCUAACGUGGGGCUCAAACCCAUGACCCCAAGAUUGAGAAUCUCAUGCUCUACCAACUAAGCUGCCAUCAGAUCUUGCAGUCUAUGGCAAAGGAAGGGGAGCUGGGGCUGUGGGAGCAAACAGGGAAAGAAAAUGAGUAUUUCAGUUGCCAAAGGCUUUAUGGGAAAAGUGAGGGGGUUUUUUGGGGGGUGGAGGAAGGAUCUGUAGGAAUAAGAGUGAAACCCAUGGGUUUGCACAUUUUGCAGCAUAAUAAUAAUAAUAAUAAUAAUAAUAAUAAUAUCCCGCCCAUCUGACUGGGUUUCCCCAGUCACUCUGGGCGGCUCCCAACAGAAUAAUAAUAAUAAUAAUAAUAAUAAAGCAAUAAAACAUCAAACAUUAAAAUCUUCCCUAAGCAGGGCUGCCUUCAGAUGUCUUCUAAAAGUCAAAUAGUUGUUUAUUUCCUUGACAUCUGAUGGUUUGUGGGUCUUGCUGCCUUCCCAUUAGCCAUAGCCAGCUGGAGUCCAAAGUGUCUGGAGGGCACUGGGGGAGGGCAGGGGGCAAGGGCUGAAAUCUUUUUUUGUCCACAAACGCACUUGGUGGCCAUAGGCAAGGCGCUAUCUCUCAGCCUUGGCUUUUCCUCCCCUCCCCCCCCCAAUCCCCCGGCAAUAAGGGAUUGAUAAUAAUCCUGAAUGGUUGCAAAGAUUACUGAGAUAAAAUAUGUGUGAAUCACUCUGAACCUUCUAAAGCAUAAUAUGAGAAUGAUUGGUGCUAUCUAUCCAGGACGUUUCAUGCCAAUUCCUUUGCCAGCAAUUUUUACACGGUGCAGAUAAAGAAGUCUGUGUUGGACGUUCUGAGAAUCAAACGCUGCAUGUGGUGUAGUGGACUGUGGCCAGCAAUGCAGUGCCUUUGCAGUUUCCUUCUGACUUGCCUGCUUAUUUGGGGUUCCAAUCCACACGUUCAUCACUGAUGGCUGGCCUUGGUAGCCCAGCUAAAAAUCAUGGUUGCCAGGCCCCUGUAGUGGUCUCUGACCUGUUAGCACCUCCUCAUACUGAAUUCAAGGUACAAGAAUGGAGAUUCUGACCCAACAUCAGGAAGAACUUCUCGACACUGAGAGCUGUUUGACAGUGGAACAGACUCCCAGUAGAGGCGGUGGACUCUCCUUCCUUUUAGGUUUGCAAGCAGAGUCUGGAUGACCAUCCGCAGUGGAUGCUUUAGUUGAGUUUCCUGCAUUGCAGGGGGCUGGACUAGAUGACCCUUGGUGGUCCCUUCCAACUCUACAAGUCCAUGAUUCUGUUACUGCCAGCCUCUGAACCUGGAGGUUCCAUUCCAUUCCAUACAUUCAUUUAUUACAUUUCUGGCCUGCCAUUCUUCCAGAGAGCAAAUGAAUGUGUGCAAGGUCUUUCAACCUUCUCCUUUUCUUUAUCACAACAACCCUGUGGGGUUGGCCAGGUUGAAGAUUGAUGACUACUGGCCUAAGGCAGAUUUUUGAGCUUCAUGGCCCAGCAGGGUGGAUUUGAACCUGUGUCUCCCCAGUCUGACACGACUAGUGGCCACUGAGAGACCUCUUCCAUCCAUUUGUCUAACCUCGUUUCAAAACUUUCUGAGCUACUGGCACAUCACCAUAAUUUAUGGAAGUGAAUUACAUAAAACAGUUGGGAAGAAUUCUCAACGACGGAUAUAGAGAAACACAGAGGGGACUCCUCUUGGGUGGGGGGUACAAGCUUUAACAUUUGGAAGAGUUUGCAUUUAUAACAGCAGCAGACAGACUUCAGGCUUGUAGGAUCUACAACCAGAUCCAGGUGUAAAAGACACAUUUUGAACUAAAAAAUAAAUAAAAAUCUCUGAGCAGCUGCUGAGCCCAGGGGGGCCUCAUCCACACUGUCACAAUUUGGGCAUGACAUUCAACCACAUGCCGAAAAAUUCAGGUUUGCAGAAUUGAAGUUGGUUAGUGCUCUUAUGCAACAAUUGGACUUCUUGCUAUAAGAGAAAAUGCACUGAAAAGCGUGGGAAAAGAAUGGCUUGGGACAACGCUCUAUAAUCUGCCCGCAAAGAAAUCAGGACGAAUGUUCAGUAAAUAACCAAUGUGGUUUAAGCUCCCUGCAAACUUUGCGCAAAAAAAUAAACAAAAAUCUGGGUGAAAGCUCGAGCGAUGGGUUAUCUGAGAGGGGUUUGUUUUGAGUGCCAGAAUGGAGCUGAGCUCAGAAUCCUUCCACACAUAGAUCCUAUGUCUGGUCCCCCUCAAGGGUUAUUCCUUUUAUCAGCUUAAUUCUGGAGUGGGGAAGAGUCCUAUUGUUGUUAAUACCGUUAAACAGAGGCAAUGUGGAAAGCCAUGCUGAUCUACUGCAAAAUCACCCACAGUCUACCAGCUGAUUCCAUUCUGUCUUCUGCCCACCCCUGAUUUGGAACAUUCAAAGCUGAUGGCCAAACCAUGGCAGAAGAUCUGCAUUGUGGGUCUCCUGGUUUUCUGUUUCUGUGAUAGUGGUAACAUCUCUGCUGCCAUUUUCCCAGUCUAAGUGCCUUCUUUCCCCAACCCCAAGCUACUACUUGCCCUGAAUCUGUUGUCUGGUAUCUUCCUGAAGCAGUGCCUAUGAAUCCACUUAUCAGAAAUUUAGCACAUGCUGUCAUCCAGUGCAGGAAUGUUGCUUCCUGUCCUUGGUGACCAAGGUUUGUUACGAAUCAAGUUGGCUCCCAGUGCAUAGCGUAGCCUUGGGCCUUUCUUUGCCCCGGGGUCUGUUUCUUGGUCACUCCAGAGGUCCCUGUGGAAUGCUGGGAAUGGGCUUUCCUUGUACUACUCAGGUGAAGGGGCAAUGAUGGCUGGCUCUCCUGGCAUCACUGUAUGCCAAGCAACCAUUGAGCAUGGACAUUCAUAUACUUCCACACUUUAUUGAGCCAUCUGCACUUGAGGGUCCAGAGGGGCCCUGUUUGCUGGGGCUGACGGGAGUUGUUGCUGGCACCCGUCUGUCUUGGGAGACAAUGCAGGAGUGCGCCUUUUGCAGGUGAAGUCAAACUGUUGAUGGUUACAGUGCCUGCUGUGGCUGUAGAGACCGAUACAGGAGAGACAUGUUUUGUUGCAGCUGGGGCAAAGGAAGGUGCCUGAUUGUACUACUGCAGAUGCACCAUGGCGUUUCGUUCUGAUACAGCACAAGUGGAAGGCAUUGAGCCGUCCUUCCUGGCAGUUGGCAGUUGCCCAUGACUCACUUCCAUAAAACAGUAGUAGUCUGCAACAUCUGGAAGACCAGAGUUCCGCAGAUCUGGUCUACACUGGCUAGGGGUUGCUCUCCAGAUUUCAGAGAAGGAACACGCCCAGUCCCACCUGGUCAUGAUGAGGAUUGACCUUACAAAGCUGGUGGUCUGCGGCUGAGCUGCCCUCCUUCCUUCUGUGUGUGUGAUAGCCAUCUUCACAUAUCUUAAGGACUGUUACAUGGAAAAGGGAACAUGCUUGUUUUCUCCUGCUCUGGAGAGUUGGACUUGAGGCAAUGGCUUCAUGUUACAAGAAAGGAGAUUCCGACUAAACUUCAGGAAAAACUUUCUGACAGUAAGAGCUGUUCAACAGUGGAGCUGAUUCCCACAAGAGGUGGUGGACACUCCUUCCUUAGAGGUUUUUAAGCAGAGGUUGGAUGGCCAUCUGUCAUGGAUGCUGUAGCUGAUAUUCCUGCAUUGCAGGGGAUUGGAUGAGAUGAUUCUAUAUAUCAGCUUCCCUCUAGCAGAUGUCCAAGCUCAACAAUCCCUUCAUGUGUUAAGAAAUCUACCUUCAGUUGAGCAGGGCUCCAUGCAUUGAUGGGGCUGUGCCUCUAGACCCUCUCCUGACAUCACAACUAGCCCAGGCCCCAGGAUGGAGAUAGUGAUGAUCAUAGAAUCAUAGAAUAAGUGCAAGAAUCUCAGCUAAACCAUCCAUGGCAGAUGGCCAUCCAACCUCUGCUUAAAAACCUCCAAGGAAGGGAGUCGGUUCCACUGUCAAACAGCCCUUACUCUCAGAAAGUUCUUCCUGAUGUUUAGUCAGAAUCUCCUUUCUUGUAACUUGGAAUCCAUUGGUCCAGGUCCUAUCCUCCGGAGCAGGAGAAAACAAGUUUCCUUCACUUUCCAUGUGAUGAUGUUAGGAGCAGUGUUAGUGAAGUGGUCCCACAGCUCUGUCAGUAAAUGGAACGCCUCUCCAUUGAAUAAGUGACAUGAUUAGAGUCUGCUGGAUCAGGCCAGCUGUCCAUCAGUCCAGCAUCCUGUUCUCACAGUGGCCAGCAGGAUGCCUGUGGGAAACCCACAAGCAGGACCCAGGGGCAAGAGCACUCUCCCCUCCUGCCUCCAGCUAGUAGCCAUUGAUAACCUUACCAUCUAUGAAUUUGCCCAGUCCUCUUUUAAAGCCAUCCAAGUUGGUGGCCGUCACAGUCUCCUGCGGCAGCGAGUUCCACAGAUAAACUAUGUGCUGUGUGAACCAAUGCAAGAAUUCCAUAAUGGGGAAUUAAUAUUAUUAUCCCUGUGUAGCAGAUGGCUCUUUGUGGGUGGGUGCCCGCACACUGAGUUUGAACACUUAUCUUGCCACUUAGAAAGUUUGUGUCGCGGGAGAGAUUCAAACCAAGGAUGUGCUUCUUUGUACUGUUCCUUCUCUGGACGUCUCGUCCUGUUCCAGCGUCUGCCUGAGACUCUAUGAGUGAAGCCUUUGUGUGAUGGCCCACAAAAAUGGGGCCAAUUGCUAAAGCGACAUAAAACCAUGCUGUACCUAAAGACAGCUUAAUUCUUGGCAGAGUUGGAAACAUGAAAAAGCUCCAGUUAUUUUAAGAUCUGUCAAGAAUUUGAUUUGCAUAUUGUCUCCCUGAAUCUGAGUGAUGCGAAGAUGCAAUUGAUGGACACUGUGGUGGCUGCUUACCAUUCGCUUAGCACUGUGUGCUUGGGGACAGAGGCCUCGCUCUGGACUCCUGUUUGGAAAGUAAUGAUUAUUGGUUAACUUUUUAUCCUGCUCUUCCUCUAGUCAAGGUAGCAUGCUUGGUGUCUCUGUGUGUUUUCACCACAGCCCUAGUGAUAGGAAAGAUAGAUAGAUAGAUAGAUAGAUAGAUGAUAGAUAGAUAGAUAGAUAGAUAGAUAGAUAGAUAGGAAGAAGAGGUUUGCUUAAGGGUGCUGGGAACUGUAUCUUUCCAAAGGAAUGAAACGGGUGCAUUGAAUGCAUUUGCGGUCUUGACAUGACUCUGCAGCCCAGUCCUGAGUUGUACCCCUUAGGAAACCUCCCAGAGUCCUUUGCAGUGUGACAGGGUUUCAUGGCUGGCAGGCAGGUUUGCCGGCGAGUCACUUUGGCACGGGAACUCCGCCAUGAGAAGCAAAAGUUGUGUUUGUCGGGGGAAACCGCCGGCUUCUAUGCGGAGAAAAUGCUUCCGAGCAGAAUUGCCUCCACCUUAGCCGUCCCUGGGCCCAGCAGGGCAGAGGGUCCUUUGGGAUUAAACUUCACAAGCUCCCGUUGUUCCGCGUGCAGCCGAUCGGGACUGAUUAGAGCGGCCUGGGAGAGAUUUGCUGAAUAAAUUCAGCAUGACACAGAUUUUCAGCCGCUGUUCCCUUUGUAUCCAGCUCUCUUGGCACUCUGUGGCAGGGGCAGACCAGGAAAUUGUGCCAGAGAGAAUAAAGGCUGGCAGGUUUUCUCUUCUUUCUUUCUUUCUUUCUUUCUUUCUUUCUUUCUUUCUUUCUUUCUUUCUUUCUUUCACAGUGAGCGGUUGAAUCUAGCGACAUGGAAAGAGGGCAGCCACCUUCCCCUCAACGUUCCUGAACAUUAUAUCUUUUUGAAACCGAGCUUGCUGACGAUUCAAUCCACAAUUGAGCCUCUUCAACUCUGCCCUCCUCCUGGGCUGGAAUUGUCUCUGGAGUAUUCUGAAUCUUUCUUCUUAGCAUUAGAGUUCCUUUACCUAAGUGUCACGUUGUGGGGUGGCGGGGAGAGAGGAAAGGAAGUUUUCCUCCAUCUCACAACAUUAGACCUCACAGACAGAAGCUGAACAUUGAAAUAAGAUUGAGUGCAGGCAAAAGAAUGUACUUUUUUGCACAGUGCAUAGCUGAACUGUGAAAUUCGCACCCAGAAGAUGUAAUGACGACCACCAAGUUGAAUAGGUUUUGUUUUUGUUUUGUUGUAAAGGAUUCGUUUGUGGGGGGGGGGGGGAGAGGCAGGCACUCCUGUGGCUUCAGUGGCUUGCCUGCCCUGGGCACUGGCAACCCACGCUACACUGCUGCCAUGUUAGGCGCAUUUGAGCUACUUGUAGAGGUUCUACGCAGCAUUAAAUGCCCACAGCCACCCAUUAUCCGACAGAGGGAGUAAAGGUGCACCAGGAUUCCUUGUCUCAGGCUGGGCUUCAGCCCACAAAAGUGGAGGGAUCCUGGAAGCAUCGCAGUCUCCCAGAAAUCAUGGGACAAUUUGAUGUGUCGGAUAGUGGGACACAAAGAAAUUACUCACUUCAUUUUACUGACAGCAUUUCUUCACCACCUGUUCUUAACAGCAGCACAAAUUUCUUGGCAGUCCACAGAUAAGAGGUUAAAACCAUGAACUGUGAAAGCAGAAUGUCAAAUCAUAACACAACAAUUAAAACAGGUGAUCUGCAAUCAGAAUAAAACCAGCAGCAGGGAAAAUAGCCAUGGGUGACGCUCAGCUAAACAGUUCUGCUAGUACAAGAACUUUUAGCUAUGAAGUGGAAAUUCAUUGCCCUGUCCUCUCUCCGCAUGCCCCCCGACACGACUCCUAAAUGUGCUCCAGAGGGUGGAAGAAACUGCACAGCUAAAAGUUAUUGUGCUAGCAGAACUGUUUUAGCUGCAUGCUGCCCAGGAAUGAUAACUGAUCUUGUGAGUCUGGGAAGACGAAAAGGUCUUUACCUGGCAGCCAAUGUAGGUGCAAGAAAUACAAGAGAAAUGGACAUAAUAUUGACUAAGUAUGCUUUCAGUCUUAAAUCUAGAACAAACUUUACCAUUGUUACCUAAACAAUGAGCAGGCAGGAAUUCCAAAAAUGCGGAGCACGGCCUCUCUAUGUACCCUUGAAGCCUUUGAGUUCUAUGGAUGUAGCUGUUUUCAGGGUGUGUCAUGAUCUCGCUGUUAAUUUUUGUGCAUUGUUCCAAAGGCAAAGGGAGCCCCAGGGCAAUUUCAGUUGGUUUUCCACCCAGGUGGAUUUCCAUCGCACACUGGCAAAUUCAGAUUGUGGUGUUAUAGUUGGUCUGGGGGUCUUGUGCAACAAACCUGCUUCCACAGAAGAUAAAGAAGGGUGCCAGGAAAAUGCAGAGGAAAGUGUGGCAUAACACUUGCUUUGAUGCAAUGUCAUCUAAAAUCUCUGCAAACAAAUCACAAUAAGUGCUCAUUAAAUAGCCCACGUCAUCUAAUCCCUCUGCAAAUAAACCAGAGUCUUCAAUAAGCAGGUUGAUGGCAUUCCCAGAUAACCAUCAUUUUCUGAUGUGAUUGAGUCACAUACUGGCAAAUUCAGGUUGCAUAAAUAAAACUCUUGCAAGAAACUCAUUUCCUCCCCAAACUGGGCUUUUUCUUUUUUUGCAGUAAGGGGCAGAAAAUGCACUGGAUAGUUCUGGAUGCAAUAUCAUAUGACCUGCAGACAAAUCAGAGUGAAGGUUCGGUAAAUGGUCAUUCCCCUUCCUGCCCACCAGUGUGAAAACCAAUCAAGGGGGUUGCUCAGCAAACAGGGUCAUCUGGAAGUGACUCCAGAAAAAUAAUCUUUUCAUUAGAGGGUGUUUGAUGACAAAUCAGUACACAGGUAGUGAAGCAGUAUAUAUAAUUCCUGUGGAAAUUGGGUGCAUGCAGGAGAUGUUUUGGCAAGUAGCAGUUGGAAGCGGCACAUAAUAAGGCCUGCAAGUCCUUUUUUAGGGAAGGUGUAUGGCAGGACAGAAUCCCAAACCAAUUAAUGUAUGUCAAGACAGGGAGAUGAGGGCACAGCCAGCCUUGCCUGGGGCUGCGGGGCUGGGCUGGUGGUCCUCCGUGGGGCUGCUGCACAGGGAGCAAUGACUUGUUCUGCAAGGGACAGGGAAGAGCCCAGUGGGUGCGGGGAGAAACACCAGUCUGGAAGGACCCAGUUCUAUCACUUCCUCCUUCAGGGUUCCCCUCCUCGACAUUUGUAACGAUGCCCACAUGAUGGAUGUGCUCACAACUCUGCAAUCUGUGAGUCAGCAGUGUGAUGCAGCAGCAAAAAAAGCUAACUCUAUUCUAGGCUGUAUCAACAGAAUUUUAAUGUCCUGAUCAAGGGAAGUCAUGGUAUCACUCUGUUCUGCCUUGGUCAGACCACACCUGGAAUGCUGUGUCCAACUCUGGGCGCCACAAUUUAAGAAGGAUGCUGACAAGCUGGAAGGUGUGCAGAGGAGGGCGGCCAAAAUGAUCAAGGGCCUGGAAACCAAGCCUUAUGAGGAACGGUUGAAGGAGCUGGAUAUGUUUAGCUUGGAGAAGAGGGGAGAGAGAGGAGGUAGGAUAGCCAUCUUCAAAUAUCUCCAGGGCUGUCACAUGAAAGAUGGAGCAAGCUUGUUCUCUCUUGCUCUGGAGGGGAAGACCCCAACCAAUGCCUUCAAUUUAUGAGAAAGGAGAUUCCAGCUAAACACCAGGAAAACCUUUCUGACAGUAAGAGCUGUUCUGCAGUGGAACGGACUCCCAUGAGAGGUGGUGGACUCUCCUUCCUUGGAGGUUUUUAAGCAGAGGUUGGAUGGCCAUCUGUCAUGGAUGCUUUAGUUGAGAUCCCUGCAUUGCAGGGGGUUGGACUAGAUAACCCUCGGGUCCCUUCCAACUCUGCAAUUCUGUGAUUCAUGAUGUGCAAAAUUCUGCAAGUCUAAGCGUGUUUUAUUUGAAGAAGCAAAGCCGUGUUAAAAGUGGGCUUGUGUUUAACUGCCCUUGUGUGCACCAAUAAUCAGGAGUGUGCAAUAAAAAUGACUUUUUGGAAGGGCCCUACAUCUCUCUCUCUUGUAGCUGAAGCAGUCAUCCACCCUGCCCGCCCUGCUAACUUCUCCUGGCUCUUUGGUAUUCCUGGCUUAGGGCAGAGGGGAGGGAAGACAGGCAGUUAAAUCUUUGGCAGGGCCUGAACGGACAGGCUGAAUGCAACCACUGACCCCUCAAUGAUAAUUUCCUGGUUGGAAGACUCCUGCUUGGUGAUCCUAGAAGCUGGGAAGGGACUUCUAGAGCUCAGCGGAGCCACCCCCUGUCCGUGAAUGGUUUCUCUGUACAUAACCAUAUUUUCACGCCCAUGUUACAGAUGGCAGAGCUGAGGCCAAGAGAGCAGGGGGCUUCUUUCAGGCUACCUAGAUUGGGUUGUAGCUACCUAUUUGCUGGUGCUCAGUCUGGCCUGGCCUGACCCCCACCGCCCUUGCCCAGGCCCACGUGGCUAUUCGUGAAAUCGGGCUGGCUGGGUGGUGCUGUUCGCCAGUGCCAGCUGGGAACGCCAGCCCGUUUCCGGCCUCAGUGCUGGGAGUAGCAUUGCACUGGGGAACAAUGGCUAUUGAUCCGCAGGGCAGCCUCCUUAUCUGCCUGCCAUUGUUCUGGAAGCGGCCUCCUUGGAGAGGGAAGAGGCCUCUGUGUUUGCUUUGCCUAGCCCUAGACCCUUCUCUCUGCCUGGUCCGCACCAUUGGCAGAACUGCCGGGCUGCCAGCGAGCCAAGAGGAUGGGAAACAUGGAGAGAGAGGAAGGGGAAGCACGAUAUAGGUCAGGAGUAGAAGCAUCUGUUUUGUAUGCAGAAGGCUGGCUCCAUCUGAAAACCUUGGAGAGCUGCUGCCCGCCAGUGUUGAUGGACCUUCCUGUGUUCCAGCAAGAGGCAAACCUUCAGCUAGGAAGGGGCUGUGCUGGGAUGUUCAUGGCCUUUCCUGCAAAACACUGUUUGUUUUAUUUUCUGAAUCAAAGCUGGACGCUUCUAUUGCUUCUAUUUAUGCUGAGAUAAGGAGAAAUGCGCAAGCAAUAGUCCACCCCACUGAGCAAGAAGGAAGUUUGCUCCCACCUUCUGAUGUCUCCCCAGCAAGCGAAAAACCACUAGAAAUGCCAAACAACUUUUGAACAACUUUCCACCUCGCGGGCUGCUACUUUGGAGCAGUGGUGGUGAAUUACUAUUUUCCUGGUCAUCGAUUGCAUGAUAGCAAACAUGCUCACACACAUAGGGGCAUAGGAAGGUGCCUUAUACUGAACCAGGCCAUUGGUGCAGCUAGUUCAGUAUUGUCUACACUGACUGGCAGCAGCUUCCCAGGGUUUCAGGCAGGGAUGCUCCCCCAGCCCUAGCUGGAGAUGAUGAUAAUGGUGAUUUGUUUUAAAAAGAGCCAGAGGUCCUGGGGAUUGAACCAGGGACCUGCCACACGCAAGGCAGAUGUUUUACCCUGGGAGCCAUGCCCCCCCCCCCAGCAGGAUGUUAAGGGAUGCUGCUCCUUCCAUCCUCACAAGACUUUUGGCUAUAGUACCACAGGGUUAAACCACAGAGCCUAGGACUUGCCAAUCAGAAGGUUGGCGGUUUGAAUCCCCAUGACGGGGUGAGCUCCCGUUGCUCGUGCUCCUGCCAACCUGGCAGUUUGAAAGCACGUCAAAGUGCAAGUAGAUAAAUAGGUACUGCUCCGGCGGGAAGGUAAACGGUGUUUCUACGCGCUGCUCUGGUUCACCAGAAGCGGCUCAGUCAUGCUGGCCACAUGACCCAGAGGCUGUAUGCCAGCUCCCUCGGCCAAUAAAGUGAGAUGAGCGCCACAACCCCAGAGUCGGUCACGACUGGACCUAAUGGUCAGGAGUCCCUUUACCUUUACCUUUACCUUUACCCAAGGAUAGUGAUGUCAGCUUUUUGUUUCUGGGUCUCUAGGCCAGACAGGAGAGGUGCAGAGAGCCUGCCCAGCUUUGCUCAGAACAAAGGACUUUGUGUAUGUUGUGUCAGCAGAGAGAGUGGGGCUGAGCCUAUUCUAGGCUCCUAGGACAAGGUGAAGGAGCUGCACCUGGAAGUGCAGGGUCUGUAAGAGGUGAUGUUAUCAAGUGGCCACAGUGCCAGCUCAACUCCUAGGACAUAAGAGCAUGGAAUCAUAGAAUACAGGGUCAUCUUGUCCAACCCCCAGCAGUGCAGGAAUCUUGACCAAAGCAUCCAUGACAGAUGGCUAUCUAGCCCAGUUAUGUCUAGGCUGAAAGGUAGAAGCCCUCUGAGCUUUCACACAGCCUUGCCUGGAGCCUGGCUCCACCACUGAGCUACAGCCCUAAACCUGGAGUAGCAGUCGGGGGAUGCAGGUCAGAGAGACAGGAUGGAGCCCGGACACCUCUCUUUAGAAACAAGUUAAGGGUUGCUUGAGGGCUUAACCUUGAGAUUUGUUUUUCAUUCCAAGAUCUCCUCAACCCUGGAACAUUUUAGACGAGAUAAGCUAGUGCUUCGCACAGUGCACAGCUAACUUGAGGAAUUUACUGCUGUGAGAGGGAGGACGAGGCCGGGCAGCAGCUUCUGAACAUCAUUAUGGCUAUAUGCUGCCUCCAGGAUCCGAACUCCAGUCCCUGAGAGAACAGCCAGGGAGUGCUUCUGCGUUAAAUACCCUGCAUGUGGUCUCCUGAUGGGCGUCUGUGGGAUCAAAAUGCAGAAUUUGAUUGAUGUUAUGGCCUGAUUCAGGAGGACUCUUCUUACAUUCUCAAGGAAAGGAGGAGAGCACCACCGAACAUGUGCUGAGUGCAUUUUGUGUACCUCCAAAUAACCACGGACCUCUGGGAUAAAGGGGGAAAUUUCAUAGUUUCCGGUCUCUCUCCUUCCCCUUGCAUUAUGCGUUAUUCUCCUGAACAUUGCAGGGUCAGUACUUUGGGCAACUUGUAUGCAUAGCAGGAAGGCCUCCUCCAUCCAUGGGAGAUUGACCCUUGACCUCCAAGGACAGGGAGCUGCCUUCUUCCUGACCACCCAAAUUGCUCCAUCUCCUCCUUCACCUGCCUGGCUGUGCCCUUGACCCUUCGCUGUGUGUUCUGUCCCCAGAUGUAUGGCCGCUACACGCAGGACCUGGGAGCCUAUGCCAAGGAUGAAGCAGCCCGCAUCCGCCUGCAGCAAGAGUGCUGGAAGCCAUCCCCAAAGGACCGCCUGCGCCCCUCUGAGCUGCUGGAGUAUGACCAGAGCCGAUGCGCCCGCUGCCGCAGUAAGGAGCCUGCCGUGUCCUGGGGAGCGGGGAGAGAUCUGGGGGUGGAAAUGCGUCUUUAUAAGUCCUUGCAGCCUCUGGGGUGGGGGGAGAGGAAGGGGAGGGGCAUCCUGGGCCUGCCAUUCAGCUCAUCAAAAAUGUGACACCAGAGGGAUCUGCAGAGCAAUGGAAAAUCACAUUGGGAGGUAUAUAGCUUUUUUUAUAGCGUUUUUACAGAUCAGUGUAGAUCCAGCCCCUGUCAGAACUGGUGUACGUAGUCCAAAACCUAUGUUCAGAGGCUCGCUUGGCUUUGCACAAUUGUGCUCUCGGCCUUCCAUGCUCCCUUGGAGGCCACUAGCUAGUGUUUUUUGUUACAUGCUGAUAAAACUUCUGCCUUGCUGUGCUUUUACGUAUUAUUUCAUUCUGUAAAUGCAAGCAGGCCACAUCAGAUUUUGGGAGGCCUUGGGACGCAUUGUUCUUUUCUCGCUUUGCAGUUGUCUCCGUCCGAAGAUGGAGAACGUCUCAGCAGCAUGAAAUUGUCUGGGAACAGCGUAAACUCUGCUUCUGCCUCCAGGUGCUCACCUGGGGGUUGAGGGUGGUGGUCCUGGGAAAAGAUGUAUUGGCCUUUCCCCAGGUCACUCCCCAUGCUCCCCCUUCAUUUCCCAUGCUCCCGCUUAUUUACCACAGCACUGAACCAGUAGUAGAGGGUUCAUCUCUUGGACAACCCCUUACUGCAGCCACUUGGUGCAUCCUGAGCCCUUUCUCAUGCCUGUGCAUAAAUGGUACAUGCAUACUUUUUAUGAAUCGGCAUGCAACUUUGCUUUCAGUCUUUGUUUCGUGUGAACCAGGCUAGACGUUACCUGUUGCAUACAUCACUCUCUGUAUUCAUGAAUCGCUGUAUACUUAGAAUCAUAGAAUCAUAGAGUUGGAAGAGACCACAAGGGCCAUCGAGUCCAACCCCCUGCCAAGCAGGAAACACCAUCAGAGCACUCCUGACAUAUGGUUGUCAAGCUUCUGCUUAAAGACCUCCAAAGAAGGAGACUCCACCACACUCCUUGGCAGCAAACUUGACAGUUUUAGUACACCUGCUCCUGUGCACAGUUUCUUGGGCUGCAGGAAAGUUGUACUUAUGCAUCCCAGGCUUUCUUUGCACAUGCAACUGUGCAGUGAGUCCUCUUUGCUACCGACUGACUUCUCCUUUCUGUCGCUUCUCUUGCUUCCGCCUUCCUUUCUUGCUCAGCCUGUCUCUGUCUGUCUUCUCGGACUGAGCUCUCUCAGCAUCCUCUAACAAUAGGCAGAGUAUUCAUGACUUCAGCCUGACAGGCCUCCGGCUGAAUCCUUGGCAUAAACUGGGCAUGCGAGUGCACUGAGCCAGUGGGAGAUACAAUUUCGCACAACUAUUUGUUGGGCUCUCGGAGGAACAGGGUCAGAGAACUUUCACAACAUCUCUUGUGUUGGAAGCUUCCCUAGCAAAAUUGCCAGAGGUCCUGGGCGCCCUUGCUUGAAGAGCUGCUUCCCCCCAUCUCCUGCAAGGUCACCCAGCAAGCUUCGUGGCCGAGCAGGGAUUUGAACCCUGGUCCCUUGCGGGGUCUUAGUCCAACACUCUCUUUGAUACCAGGUUCACAAAAGCUCAGAGCGAGGGGAUGGAGGAAAAAGAGAACAUUCUUUCAACUAAAUAAAUAAGUGGCACUUUUAAUGUCCCUGCUCCUGCCAACCUAGCAGUUCGAAAGCACAUCAAAAGUGCAAGUAGAUAAAUUGGUACCACUCUGGCGGGAAGGUAAACGGCGUUUCCGUGUGCUGCUCUGGUUUGCCAGAAGCGGUUUAGUCAUGCUGGCCACGUGACCUGGAAGCUGUACACCGGCUCCCUCGGCCAAUAAAGCGAGAUGAGCGCCACAACCCCAGAGUCGUCCGCGACUGGACCUAAUGGUCAGGGGUCCCUUUACCUUUACCUAUUGCUCUCUUCCAUGGGUAGUCAAAUUAAGGCCCAAGGGCCGGAUCCAGCCCAAUCGCCUUCUAAAUCCAGCCCGCGGACGGUCCGGAAAUCAGCGUGUUUUUACACAAGUGAAAUGUGUACUUUUAUUUAAAAUGCAUCUCUGGGUUAUUUGUGGGGCAUAGGAAUUCGUUCAUUCCCCCCCCCAAAAAAAAAUAUAGUCCGGCCCCCCACAAGGUCUGAGGGGCAGUGGACUGGCCCCCUGCUGAAAAAAUUUGCUGACCCCUGCUCUCUUCCUUUAUAUCUUGACAUUAAAUAUAUAUAUAUACUGCAAAGCACCAGCAGAUGAGGAGCAACUUUUAAACAGCCUUCCUUCCAGCUCUAAAAUCUUAAGACCCCUGGAUAAUCCAGACCCUCGUUCCCUCCCUCCUUCCACCCCAGGGCCCGGAUACCCUGGCCAAAGCUCUCCCGUCGUCAUUCCCGGGAUCUGCUUGUUCCCGCUGUCUUAAAAUAGUUCCCUUAGCAACUGCUGAGGCCGAGGCCUGCAUUGUUCUUGAGGCAAAUUCUCUUGUUAAAUGUCGCCGGCUCCCUGGGGCCGCAGCGUGAGCCGGAGAGCCGCUCAGAGCCGGCCUGUCCCGGCAUGGCCCCGGGCGUGGCUGCCCUCUCCCCACCCCGCUCCCAGUUGCCGCGUUGUGUUGACCGAUGCGUUGUGUUGCUCUAGCGUGACGGCAUGUUUUGCUAACUCGGCGUGGGGCUCCUCCAUCCUUGCCACCCUCUGGGCCCAUCUGCCGGCUGCCUGUGGCUAGCAUAGCAACCGAGUUGGGGGGGUGGCAGGCCCCCAGGCCCCCUCACAAAGCCAGAGGGGGAAGGCCGUCCCCUCUGCAAACCCCAGGUGUUGUGGGCAAGGAGGCUGUGGCGCAGGCGGGGUGCGCCGGUGGGGUGGCGGCAGCAGCUUUGUUCUUACAGCUGCGCGAGUGUCGCAAAACAAGUGAGCUGGCUUGUGCCUGGAAACUUCUCUCUUUUGCCCGCCCCAAAACAAUCCCAACUUGGAAACUCAGCGGAAAUAUCCUCUUGCCAUGUUUUUAUGAUUCAGGUGCUUGGUGGAGCAGCUCAGUCGAUCCUGUUACGCAAUGAAGAAAUGUCCGUGGUAGAGCCACAGUGGCGGAAGCUGGCUUAAAUAUGUAUGAAGAGCCUGCAGGAUCAGGCCAGUGGCCCAUUUGGUCCAGCAUCCUGUUCCCACAGCAGCCAACCAGAUACCUGAGGGAAACUCACAAGCAGGAUCCGAGCACAAAGCAGCUUUCCCCUCCGACAGUUUCCAGAAACUAGUACUGUAGAUUCCAGCAUAUAAGACGACUUUUCAACCCCAGAAAAUCCUCUAAAAAGUCAGGGGUCGUCUUAUACGCCGGGUAUGGGUUCGCUGGGCAGCGGUAGUGGGCGGCGGGCAGCGGGAGGAAGCUGCCCGGCGAAGCUGCCCAGCGCUGCUAAGCCGGCUUCGCUGGGUGGCUUCCGGCGCGGUGCGGUGUGGAGCAGAGUCCGCCACCCACUGCUGCUGCCCAGCGAAGCUGCCGCAUAUAAGACUGGGCGUAUAAGUUGACCCCCCAAAUUGGCAGCUGCCAAUUUGUCUUAUACGCCCAGUCGCCUAAUACGCCGGAAUCUACGGUGUUCAGAAGCGUGGCUGCCCUCCAACCGCGGAAGGCAGAGGGUAGCCAUUGUGGCUCGUAGCUGUCAGUAGCCCUCUCCUCCUCCAUGAAUUGGACAAAUCCUCUUUCAAAGGCAACAAGGUGGGCAGCCAUCAUUGCCUGCCCCGGCAGAGAGUUCCAUAGGUUAACAACGCGCUCCGUGAAGCAUUAUUUUCUUUGGGCUGUCCUGAAUCUUCCAGCGUUCAGCUUCAUUGGAUGCCCAGAAAUUCUAGGAUUGGUCUAGUGCUUGUCAGGCUGGCUUGGCAAAAUACCAUACCUUCUCUCUCUCUUUCUCUGGUCCCACAAAGAGUCUGUCAUUUUUAUAUAUAUAUAUAUACAUUUCUAUUGGUUUUUUUUAACAUUUCAUUUCCAACAAUCAUAUAACAUAACUUCUUAUCUUAUACAAUGUUUUAGACUUCUGUCAACACCUCUGAUGAUUUUUCGUUCUUUACCACUUAUUCUGCAUUUCUUCAUUUCUCUAUUACUCUUAAUUAUCAUUAACUAAUAAUUCUCCUCAUUGUCUGUCUUGCAAUAUUUCAAAUAGUCCUCCUUACAAAACUUCUUGCAGUCCUACUAGCGUAAUCUGUUCAUUACAGUUACUUUUCAAAUAGUUCAUAUAUUUACUCCAGUCUUCUAAGAAUCUCUGGUCCUGCAGGUUUCGAAUCUUUCCUGUUAAUUUAUCUAAUUCUGCAUAGUCCAUCAAUUUCAUCUGCCAUUCUUCUUUCGUUGGUAAUGCUUCUUGCUUCCAUUUUUGUGCCAAUAAUAUUCUUGCUGUUGUCAUUGCAUAUAAAAACAACUUACAAUCCUGUCUAUUAAUAUCAUCUCCUACAAUGCCAAGUAAAACUGCUUCUGGUAUCUUAAUAAAUAAGAGUCUGUCAUUUUAGCGCUACCUCUUGCUUCUAUUCCUUUAUUCUCCUUCUCUCUCCUUCUGGUCCCAUGAAGGGUCUGUCAUUUUAUACUGCUCAGCUGGGUUUAUUUCACUUCCUGUGGGCUAGAGCCUGCCUGCCCUCACCCCUUCCAUGGUCUCUUUGGUCCAUGUUGGACAUCUACUGCCAAAAUAUUGGCUGAGGGCCACCAAGUUAUUUCUUGCCUCCAGCAGUGACCUGAGCCUAAGAAGAGAGAUCAGCCAGAGGUUUUGGGUCAACUUUCAUUAGCAUGCUGAUAACGGCACUACCUCUUGCUUCUAUCCCUUGACCGUGAUACGGAAGCGAUAGAGGUGGUAAAUUGGUGUCACUCACUUGGGAGAGAUCCGCUGGAGCUUCUUGCACUACUGGCGGGUGUAAGUUGCCCAUGACUCACUUCCAUAAAGCAGCAUGCUCAACACAUUAUUAUUAUUAUUAUUAGAAUUUAUAUACCGCCCUAUACCUGGGGGUCUCAGGGCGGUUCCCAGAAUAAAAUCAAGAUAUAAAACCACAAAAUACCUAUUAAAACUAAAAACAAUCCAAUAACACCCCCCCCAAAAAAAGACAUUUUAAAAGGGCAUAGGAUGUAAAUCAGAUCAACCAAAAGCCUGGUUAAAGAGGAACGUUUUUGCCUGGCGCCUAAAGGUGUAUAAUGAAGGCACCAGGCAGACUUCCCUGGGGAAAGCAUUCCACAGAUGGGGAGCCACUGCAGAGAAGGUUCUCGUGUUGCCACCUUCUGGACCUCUCGAGGAGGAGGCACCCAAAGGAGGGCCUCAGAAGAUGAUUUCAGGGUCCUGGUAAAUUCAUAUGGAAAGAGGCAGUCCUUGAGGUAUUGUGGUCCAAGCCUAAGUCUGUGCUGCAAAUUACGUACCCUUGGUUUCAACCCCUUUUUUCAUAGCUCUCUUCCUCCUCAACCUCUUGGUUUGAGAGCAGUGAAAUCUGAAUGAUGCAUUGAGAAACAACCUGCUCCUUUAUCUGCAGAUAAGACUGAAAGCAAGGGGGGUGUUGAUGGGGAGUCCUAACCAUGUCCUGAAGGUACAGAAUGCUUAAUGGUUCUUGUCUCCUUUAUCGUUCCAACAACCUUGUUGAGCUGUGCAAGGCACAGAGACCAAGAGAGCCAGCACCAACUCAGUAAGUUGUUCAGUGUGAGGCUCCCCUUAAUUCCCAACUGGGGAAAUGUUGAAUGAGUUUAAAGCCUACAGCCUUUUUACAGCAGAUGGGUCAUGCAACUGUUCUGAUUAGUUUUAGUGAGCUGAGACUUAUUCGCUCUUAUGACUAUAGUUUUUGUGUCAAAGGGAACUUCAAACAUUUCCUUAAUGCUUCAAAGUCUGCCCUGCUAUUAAAAGCUUGUUAGGAGCUUUUGGGGUGGGGAGUAAAAAUAAUUUCAAUAAUAAUUUUAUUAUUUAUACCCCGCCCAUCUGGCUGGGGUGCCCCAGCCACUCUGGGUGGCUUCCAGCACAUAAUUAAACACAUAAUAAAACAUCAAACAUAAACUUCCCAAUAUAGGGCUGCUUUCAGAUGUCUUCUAAAAGUUGUGUAGUUAUUUAUCUCCUUGACAUCUGACGGGAGGGCGUUCCACAGGGUGAGCGCCACUGCCAAGAAGGCCCUCUGCCUGGUUCCCUGUAACUUGGCUUCUCUCUUGAGGGUUGUAUAUGAGCUCCUUUUAACUCCUGGAUCCAGCAAGUGUUAAAAUAUAAGCCAGGCUAACUUCCAGUGUCAAGGUGAUAAGCCAUUAAGGGGGAAACAAAGGAAAGGGGCUCUGUGUGAGAUGGGCAAUGGAUGGGGACUGUUGUUGUCGUUUAGUCGUUUAGUCGUGUCCAACUCUUCGUGACCCCAUGGACCAGAGCACGCCAGGCACUCCUGUCUUCCACUGCCUCCCGCAGUUUGGUCAAACUCAUGUUCAUCUCUUCGAGAACACUAUCCAACCAUCUCGUCCUCUGCCAUCCCCUUCUCCUUGUGUCCUCCAUCUUUCCCAGCAUCAGGGUCUUUUCCAGGGAGUCUUCUCUUCUCAUGAGGUGGCCAAAGUCUUGGAGCCUCAGCUUCACUAUCUGUCCUUCCAGUGAGCAUUCAGGGCUGAUCUCCUUCAGAAUGGAUAGGUUUGAUCUUCUUGGAGUCCAUGGGACUCUCAAGAGUCACCUCCAGCACCAUAAUUCAAAAGCAUCAAUUCUUCGGCGAUCAGGUGGAGACUAGGUCUGGGCAAUUUAAUGAUAAAUCGUUGCAAACCAGUUUGAAAUCCACGUUGCAAUUGCCGGUUCAAAAUAUCUGACUUGCCAAUAAACUGCACAAAGCCAACUUUUGUCUGGUGCUCUGCCAUCUCAGCUCUCCCCUUCCUCCUUCAGGGGACAGCAAAGCACAAAGCAGGGGCAGACUGGGAACUUCCUCUGGCGCUGCUGCCAUAAGCUUCUCUUCCAGGCAGGCUACAUGGUUGCUUGGUGGUGGUGUCUGUGGUCGGCAAAUGGGAGCUGCGCCGCGGUACCCAUGGAGCAGCUCCUGGUAGUCGCUGUUUGCAGGAUGUGACCCUCAAUGUGAGUGGGAGCUGGGGGUGGCCCAGGGUGGGCUCUGGGGAGAGACUGUGCCACGAUGUCACUGAUAUGGAGGGCUGGCUGGCUACCAAGCCAAUUCAAACCAAUUUGAAGUUCUCCUUCCCCCUUACUUUCAUACAUUGUGAUGUAUCUCUGCAUUGCGAUGUUUAGCUGGCAAUACAUCACGAUGUUGAAAACCUGAUAUUGCACAGCCCUAGUAGGGGCCCGAUCAUGGUUAGAGAGUUUAGAGUUGAGUUGCAGUGAUGUAAUCUAGAAGUAAAAUAGCAAGCUGCAGAGUCAGAGCAACGUCUGAGAGCAACAUUUGAUUUCAGUUUGAAUCCACGGCUGUGGCUAUGGGGAAAAAGGCAUUUUGGAGGAGUUAAUGCUGUGAACCCCUCCACUGUAGGCUCGGGUUGUAUAUACGUGUAAAUAAACCAUAAAUUAUGUAGACACCAAAGUCUCUGCUGUACCUGUGUUCCAAAAGGAAACAUAAGUGCCUGGAUUCCCUGGAAUCUUGCACCACUCAGAGAUUGGGGUAGUGUGCAACACCGGUGUCAGAAGUGGGAUUCGUGUUUCCUGGAGGAAGGGCCUGUGAGCUGGAGGGAGGAACAGCAACAUAACCGGAGCGGUUCAGGCUUAUGAUCCAGCAGCAAAGGCCAGCACCGGAUAGAGCAGCAGAACUAGUGGUUCAGUGAAAUGAAGCAGCUGCAAGCAGAAUCUGUGAGAAGCCUCCUUGGAGAGAAAAGUGUGACUCCAGGCGAGGUGGAAGCCCUGCCUGAUGAGAUGCUACAGGGCGUUGAAAGUGACUCUGGAGCCCAGGUACAAGGCAUCCAGGUGGAAGAGGUGGCUGAAGAGAUCCAGAAUGUGGAUGGGCAAUUGAGGGGCUGGGACUGCGAAGAGAUGCGUACGGUAGCUGAAGGAAAGACUCACCUCAGAGAAGGGUGAGCUGGGUGGGGCCGAGGAGCCGCUGAUUGAUUUCUCCACUCCCUGGGAGCCUGCUACGGAAGACGGGGAGCAGCUGGAAGAAUUGGAGGUGCGUGUGAAUGUGCAAGAAGAGGGAAGUGACGGUGGCUUCCUUACUGGAGGAGAAAACACAGGGAAGUCUUGAGACCUGCAUGCAUGUGCCAGAGGAGCAGCCAGCUCCUGCUGACGGUGCAGGAGGAGAUGCAAGAGGCGCUCAUGCGUGAGCAGGAGGAAUGGAGAUGCACAUGAAUGUGCAGCAGAGGAAAACACACAGAAGAAGCUGGAGGCCUGUGUGCAUGUGCCAGAGGAGCUCAUGCUGAAUUGGGUGAGAUUAACCCCCCCCCCAAUGAUUUAGCCCUUUGAGUUCACCAAGAUGGGCUUGUGCAGUGGGGACCAGUCCCUAUACUGGGUGCAACCCUUAAGCAGGCCCCAACAGGAAGGGACACCCAGGGUCCCGUGAGUUUGAUGGGCAAGAGCCACUGGGAUGGCUACCUGCCCAUGAGGAGAGGUUGGGAGUAAGCAGAGAGGGGCAUUCUUGGCAACGGACUUGCAUGGACUGGGCCGGCUGAUCCUGAAGAAGCUUGUGAUAGAGGCUUGUGGUAGGACUUUGAUUUACAGUUUGGGCAGGAGAUAAAGUGGACCAGUCCAGGGGCAGCAAAUGGGAAGUUUUUAAUGUUUGACAUUUCACUAUAUUUUUUAUGUGUUGUAAGCUGCCCAAAAUGGCUGGGGAAACCCAGUAGCGUGUGGCUACUGAAACUGUUUUGGGACUAGAGUGUGAAUUUGGGGGUCUGAUCCACAACCAGAGGAGAGGCCAAGGAGAAAUCAAGAGGCUCCAGAAGACUGAGCCUGCAAUUAGAGCCCCAAAUUAGCUGUUGAUCUGCAUGGACUGAGAAGUUUGUGAAAUCCCGAGCCAAAGAGUCAUGCAGGCAACCCCAUAGUGAUCCUUCCUAAAAUGCUUUUUGCAUGUCUGCAUCGAUGGGAACUCUUUGAAGAUUUUAAGGAAUUGUUUCGAUAGCUGUGUGUGCACCCAGAUAACUGCUUUGCGCUGCAGUAGCCCAAGGCAAAGGAUGAGCAAGGUUUUGGCGUACAGUCGUACCUUGGUUCUUGAAUGGCUUAGUUGCCGAACAAAUCGGCUCCUGAACGCCGCAGAACUGGAAGUGUUCCAGUUUGCAAACAUUUUUCGGAAGCUGAACACCCGAUGUGGUUUCCACUUGAGUGCGGGAAGCUUCAGCAGCCAAUCGGAAGCCGUGCCUUGGUUUUCGAACAGUUUCGGGAGUCGAAUGGACUCUUGGAACGGAUUAAGUUCGAGAACCAAGGUACCACUGUACUAAGUUCUGGUACUGAGGCUUGCAUCCUGGGUUCAACAUGUCAGAACUCCCUAUUUGAGGCUGCCAAAUGUGGGAGACUGUAAGCUGCUCUGGGAUGCAGGACUGGGACUGGGACUCUGCAACAAGGAGAAAGAAAAAGGCUUGAAGAGAUCUUGUUGGACUGGAACUUGCCUGAAAAGAAGAAGCUGUUACUGUUCUGGUGUUGGGUUAAAAUAGUAAUUGUAUUUUAUUAUCAGUUUUUGGCUAUGUGUUCUCUAAUGCCUUUGCUAACUUGUCUGUUUUUUGGUUUUUUUACAAGGAAGCUGUUUUUUUGCUGUUUGUUUGUACAAAUGGGGACAGAUGUCUUGUUUGGGGGGGGGAAUGUUAUGGGUUUUGGGUGUGGAGGAACAAGCUGUUUCUUUUAGCAAAGCAAAAAAAGAGAAUAUUGGCGGGGGGUGGGCAAGGAACUGCAUUUAGGACAGCUCUCAAGUCUCCACUGGAGGGAGCUACCGGUCCGCACUGAUGCUAAUUGUGAUUGCUUCUAGAGAAAGCAAGCACUGUGGCUGACUCCAAAAGUAAUGUAUUGAUGAAGCUCUUUAUGUGAGCGUUAGGGGACACACGGGUGCAUGUUUGUGUGGUUAUGUAACAAGCUUUCGCGUAGAGUUCCAAAUUGGCGACAGAGUCUUGUGUUCCAGUUGGCCGAGGCAAGUUUGCCAAUCAUUGUUCAGGCUGACCCAAAGCUUUUAUUUGCGGUUCUUAAAAUGCAACUCCUUAUUCAAACUCAUUCAUGGAUUCCGCCCGCCCCCCUCCGCAGAGGCUGUUGGCGCUGCCGCCUCUGCUGAGACAAGAGGUCCCUUUUCAGAUCUUGAAUGUGUGUCGUUACUCGAAUCAAAACAAUUUAGUUUCACGGAAACGUCUAAAAAUAUAAAUGUUUCCCCUCCCUCCCCCCGCCCCCCAGCUUGAAAAGUAACCGGAGAUUUUAAAAGAGUAAGGAAAGGAAAAGGAGCCAGCUUUGGGCUGCUGAGUUUGAACAACCCCAGCAAGCUGCAAUCUAAGGAUUAGGAGCGAGCACCGCGCUUAUUUGUGGUACACACCGUCGUGUUUGCAGAGGCUUGGCACGUCUCCGUCACUGUGUGUUCACGAAUUGUACAUGUGGCAGAGAUCAGUAGCUGAACACGUGUGCUGGGAUUAAUGUUUGAAAGCCACUCAACGUGUACAGUGGAUUGGUUUUACAGAGAAUCUUGUUUUAAAAAAAGUUUUUUAUUUAUACUUUUCAAAUUUAUGCAUUUCAUUAAUUUUACAAUCCAUUUAACAUUUCAAAAUUUGACUUCCUUCCCCCUCUUUCUGCAGUUCCUUAAAUUCAUUUUUUCAUAACUUCUGCACAUCCAAAUUAAUUUGGUUUACUCAUUUAAUUACCUACUGUAAAUUACAGUACUCUUAUAAAACUGCAGGUUAUUACAAUAAUCCUGCUAAUGUUUUAAUCUGUUUAUGAUUUAUCUGUAAAUAUUUAAUAAACCAUUUCCAUUCUUUUAUAAAGAGUUUGUUAUCUUGAUUUCUUAUUCUUCUGGUAAGUUUUGCUAUUUCUGCAUAUUCCGUAAGUUUUUCCCUUUGCUGGGGCUUCUGCUUAUUUCCAUUUUUGAGCAAGUAGCGUUCUUGCUGCUGUAGUAGCAUACAUGAAUAAAUUUCUAUACAAGUUAGGUAGUUCUGUCCCUAUGAUGCCCCAAAGAAAAGCUUCUGGGUUUUUUAAAAUAAAAGUUAUUUUGAACAUCUUUUUCAAUUCAUUAUAUAUCAUUUCCCAGUAAGCUUUAACCUUACCACAAGGUAAGGUUUUACUGAGAAUCAAGGUAGGGAAAGGUGCUCUCUAUGCCUCAUGACCAAGGGGGGAAGUGCUUGGGAAGGGGUGCUCAAGGCCCCCCCCCCUGCACCCGCUGACGCCAUGUUGGCAACCCCAAUUUAUACAGAAAGUAUUUCAUUUGUUUAUUUCUACAUUCAUGGCCCUUGAUCUCCAUUCCUAAUACGUCCUCUCUCUCUUUCUCUUCCUGCAGUCUGCACUGUGCGGUGCCAAAAGUUCCUCAUCUCCAAGGUGGGCGAGGACUGGAUCUUCCUGAUCCUCUUGGGGUUGCUUAUGGCCCUGGUGAGCUGGGCCAUGGAUUUUGCCAUCGCCACCUGCCUGCAAGGUAAGAAAAGUGUUGACACACGGUGACAUCGAGAGGAAGGCUGGUGCUCCCCUCUGUCAACUGGAUGGGCCGGCUGGCUGCUCCAGCCCACAGGGCUAUGAAUUGGCUGUUCUCCAUGGGGUCCAAGGCCCUUGGCAUGAAAGGGAGGAAAGUUGGAGUCAUUUUAAGGAAGGCGGAGACUAGGGGACCAGAUAGCAAACGGUAGAACUGGAGGAACAAAAGUCCUGGGCAGAGAGAGAUUGGGAAACAAGGGCAUAAAGAUAUAGAAGUUUUGCCUGCAUACCCCUUUUCUACUGAUGUCUGUUCUUGACUUCAGUGGAGCGUCUUUAUUAUCCCCUGAAUAUUUACCCUCAUCCUUUCUCUUUUAAAAGGACCCCGAGGGUCAUUUAAUUCAACCUUCUGAUCUCAACACGCAGUCCCCCAUCCAAUUUGAAAACCUACUGGCCCCAGCUUAGCUUUGCAAAUAUGCUAGCAGUUUUAUUGCUGCACCACUAGGAAGCCAAGAUAUUAGGCUUGGUCCUUAGUUGAUGCAGCUGGAGCAGAGAGUGAGCAUCACCUGCAAAAAUCCCACCUGCUUUUUCCUUUGGCCUCCUGAAAAGGGGCCCUUUUGAUGCUAUAGCUGCCUUCAGCAGAGAGAGAGGAUUCUCACCCCGGGCUUACCAGGCGAGAACGUCCCCCUUGCACACUUUACAAAAGUACCCUCUCCUUUUCUGUCUCUGUGCAGCCCAGAAGUGGAUGUAUGGGGGUUUGGAUGCCAACAUCUUCCUGCAGUACAUGGCCUGGGUCACUUACCCCGUGGUCCUCAUCACCUUUUCAGCCGGCUUCACUCAGAUCUUGGCUCCGCAAGCUGUAGGUGAGUCCAGGGAUAGCGGAUUCCUGUUGGGACAAAAGGUAUCAUUUCCAAGGGGCUUAUGAAAACAACCUUUUCUGCCAGAGUUUUCCUCGCCCCACAUUUUGUGCUCAGCUCUGGAGGGGCAGCAACAUUAUCUCUGCAAAAAGCUUCAGUGUUCCAGACCUUGGAAAUUUCCGUAUUAGACUUUCAUUUCCGUGUGAACUGGCUGAAUCUGAUUUACUUGCACACAGUGUGCCCUGUCUCUGCUCCGCAGAGGUCACUUAUUUUGCAGUUGCAAGAGCAGGGGGUGGGAAGCCUGUGGUUCUUCGGGCGUUUAUGGGCUUCCAACUCCCAUCAUUCUGAGCCAACAUGGCCAGUGGCCAGGGAUGAUGAUACUGUAGCUCAUUGACACCCGGAGGACCACAGCUUUCCAUUUAUUUCUCUGUAUAGCUCCCUCUUCUUGUCCCUUUCUCUCCCUUCAUCCCUUUGUCUCUCUCUUUCUCCCCAGGCUCUGGCAUCCCCGAAAUGAAGACAAUUCUCCGGGGUGUGGUGCUGAAAGAGUACCUUACCCUCAAGACCUUUGUGGCCAAAGUGAUUGGCCUGACGUGCGCCCUGGGCAGUGGGAUGCCCUUGGGCAAAGAGGUGAGGGGUGCUGCUGAGACACAGCCAGGUGGGGCACAAAGGAUGGGGGCAAGACUGACCGGAUUGAGGACUUAUUGGAGAAAGAGUUCCAUUGGUAUGGGGCAACAGGAGAUGUCCCCCUCAUUGAACCUGCUGUUGCUUGAUUCUCAAAGGAUCUGUGUGUCGUGGGGCAGGUAUGGCCACCUUGCUGACUCCUCUUUCCCUUCCCCACACAGGGACCGUUUGUCCACAUCGCCAGCAUGUGUGCCGCCCUCCUCAGCAAGUUCCUCUCACUCUUCGGUGGCAUCUAUGAGGUGAGACACAUGGGGUUGCAAAGUUCUGAGGUGUGAGGAUCUUGUGAAAGGCCCUCUGACUGCAGAGGGCCUUCUCAGUGGUGGCACCCUCCCUGUGGAAUGCCUGUCAGGGACUGGACUGAGAAAGGAAUGGUGGGAACCGUCUCCCAAGGGCAGGAGGACAAUAUUGAUUUAGAACAGUGGUUUGCAGAAGGAUAUAGUCCAUAGGGAAAAAGCUGGGAAGUCCUGGGGCUAGAAGCGCAAACACCAGGAGAGAGACAGCUGGCAGAUUCACUGUCUUUGGACAGCAUUCCUGACCCCCCCCCCAUUCGUCUAGGACUAGACAGGCUCUGAGAGUGAUAGAGCAGAAAGUGUAGCGACAGCAAACUCAGAUUAUCCCCGAUGUAGGAGUGACGUAGAUUAAUGGGGAAGGAGGGGGUAAACUUUUACUGGGAGCAACGCCAUUUUUUAAAGAGAGAUAUGCAUUCCUUUUUCUCUUGCUGUGAUUAUGAAAGAAACUCUGGUAUAUUAUAAUUAUUAUUAUUGUUAUUACUAUUUAUUAUACCCCGCCCAUUUGGCCAGGUUUCCCCAGCCACUCUGGUAAGAACGCUCCUUUUGUUUGAUCUUCUUAAUCACUGUCACCGGGGGAGGGAUCCGAUUUCCCCAAACCCGACAACACUCUCCCAUCAGAUGUCAAGGAGAUAAAGAACUACAAACUUUCAAAAAACUUUCAAAAUCUUCUGUACCUGGAUUUGAUGUUUUAGUAUGUUUUUAUAGUUGCUGGAAGCCACCCAGAGUGGUUGGGAGAAACCCAGCCAGAUGGGCAGGGUAUAAAUAAUAUUAGUAUUAGUAUUAGUAUUAGUAUUAGUAUUAGUAUUGGGGUUGCAAGGUGCUGAGGGGGUGAGAGAACCAGUUUGGAGAACCUCUGAGCAGAGCUUCUUGCUGCAGGAGUCAAGAAGCACAGUAGACGUAUCAAGCAGGGGCUUUCAGAUGGUGGGGCAAGUUUUUCAUUUAUUUAUUUUUAAAAAAUAUUAAGGUUUAUAGAGAAAAUUCAAAACUUUAGAUCUUUUCUCUUUUCUUAACCAAACCAAAACUUUUAUCUAGAUACAAUAAAAAACACAAAAGAGAGGAGAGUGGGGAGAAAGAAAUAGAGGAAGAAGAAGAAAGAAUUUUUUUUUAAAAAGAGGAGGAAAUUGGUUAAGAGAGAAAGACAGAAAAAUAAGAUUCAGAAAAGAAAGAACUUCCAAUUCUUCAUCUGUCUGCUGUAUAAAACAAUAUUUUCUUCAUCCAAUCUAACAUUGCUCCCAACAAAGCUACUUUCUAUAAACAAAUGUUGUCUUCAAUCCUCAAAUCCAGAUGUCAUUUCUUUUUCACGCAAAAAGUCCACGAGAGGUUUCCAAGCUUUAACAAAUGCUAGCAACGGCUUUUCUCUGAUGAAACAUGUCAAUUUUGGGGGGCUAGCUUUUCAGGGGCGCCACAGCACCGAUUCAAAACGGGUGCCCAUUGCUUCAAGUUAACCUGGUUCUUAAAGAGCCCCUUCUCUGCAGUGGACAAGGGGAAGUCACCCAUCCCUUCAGACCUGCUUCUCUUUGAGCAGCUCCUCAUGGAUUCUGUGCCCUUUGGGCUUCUUUUGCAGAACGAAUCCCGCAAUAUUGAGAUGCUGGCAGCUGCCUGCGCUGUGGGUGUUGGCUGUUGCUUUGCUGCUCCAAUUGGAGGUAAGGAUACCAAAAUGGACUCUGAGUAUACGAAGAGUUCCAAAUCCCUAGUUUUGUAUAUUAAAAUUAAAUCCAACCACAAAAGAGUUGGUUUUAGAAUCAUAGAGUUGUAGAGGUGGAAGGGACCUUGAGGAUCGCCUAGUAAUUUAUCAACACCCCCCCCCUUAAACAUGCAUCUACUCAGAUUUCAAGCCAACCCCCCCUUAAGUCUGAUGGGUAAAUUCUUUAAUGGGCCUAGAAGUGACUGCCUUUAUGCAUAAGCAGAUCAAGCCAGAUUGAAUUACAUUGUGCAUUAUGUUCUGAAUCGCAACCCACCUUGUGAUAGAUCAGAAGUCACCUGGGAUAGAUUCCUGUGCUCUUUCCAGAAUUUUUUUUAAGAAGGUAAAUCAGGCUAUUUCAGAAUCAGAUGGUUGCUGGCCAAUAUAGACAAGUUUGUUGCCUGGAGAAUAGCUUUAUACAAGCUAGCAGUGAGAAAGUUAUGUAUGGGCUUUUUUGGGGGGUGUUAAACUUAAAACAGUGUGGCCAGCCAAGGGGAUCCCCUCCCCCGCAAUCUAAAUGAUCUGGUGAACUUCACAAUUUCAAAUUUUAAGAAUUUGCCAGGCUGAAAGUGAUGUCUUAACUUGCACUCUAGGAUUGCCUUGUUUGCUUUUUGUGAUUUAUGUUUUGAUUUGGGGCUGGCUACAAAAAAACACACACACCCAAAACCUGAAUGAAAGUGUAUCCACAUCGAAUGGCCUGAGAGAUGUGUGGAGUGACCUGGAGAAAACAGUUUCCAAAUCUUAUUACUAAUAUAUGCAUUUUUAUGCACACACAUGCUAGGGAAACGUGCGCAUAAAAAUGCACACACUAGUGAAAAUAACGUGCACAAAUUCAUUAUAUGGGGGAUUUUUUUGUGCUAAAAUGUGUGUGUGUUAGGCUAAAUCGCAUACAAAAAUAGGUAGGAGAAUUUCACAGUGAAACGCUGGUUAAUUGCCUGGCUGCCAGCUUUCUUCUCAGUCUCAGUGUCACCCUCAUAGAACAGCAGGGAGGAGGACAGUGUUGAGUUGGCUCCUCUGCCUGUCAUUGGCUCUGGCGCCACCUACUGUUUGUCUCCUUGUAUCCCACCCUACCAGGCGCAAUGAACACCAGCCUGUGAGAGCUCCUGCCCAGAGCAUUCACUUCCACCUGCCUAACUGCUGUGGCCAGUUGCAAAUGGAUUAGUGGGAGGAGUUUUCUGAGGAAGGAGUGGCCCCCAGCUAACGCCCUCCACCAACCUCUCCUGCUUCCCAUAUCUCUACAGAGGGAGCAAAGAGUAGCAGCUGUUUGGGAAGGGUCUGCUUUACAGGGUCUGGGGAGUGAGAAGAGAUGGGACAGCUCUCUCAGCUGGAUCCCCUCUGGUUGGGGAGGUGAACCCUGGCGGACAAUGUCCACAGGGUCACGCCAAUCUCCCAAAAUAUGUCUUUGCUUCUGCUCAGUGCAGAAAUGAAGCCUAAAAGUUAUUGCACCCUAGUCUUAGUUACAAGGGAGCUGGCUGUGCUUAAGGACCGAGAGAAAUAGCACUCUGCACGCACUUAAGUGCAGUCUCUUCUUCGGUAGUGCCAAAAAAUGGAGUCUGGGGCCUAAGCAACACCCAGAGUGGCAGGGGAAACCCAGCCAGAUGGGUAGGGUAUAAGUGAAAAUUAUUAUUAUUAGGGAGAGCUGGGGAGCCUAGCCUCAAUAUAAGCCCCCUGAACCAUGAGGAUUGGAAAGGAACAAUUUGCGUCCUCCUUAACUGGGCUGAGCAAAGGGUUCUCCAUCAUUUGAUCCCUGAGUAUUUUGGGUUUUCAGGUUACACGCUGAGCCAGAGCUUAGAGAGUUGGACUUGGACCCAGGAGACCGGCGCUCAAACCUGCGGUCAGCCAUGAGUCUCACUGGCUGACCCUGGGCCAGUCCCCACCUCACAGGGUUGUUCUGAGGAUAUAAAGAGGGAGGCGAGGGAGAGCUGUUGUAUAGUAUCUUGGAUAAUAAUAAGUGCAAUAACUCAGUGCACCGUGCAGCUGAUGUGAGCCUGGGGUGGGGUUUGGGGUCGGGGCGAACCCUCUCUCCAACUGCAGGCAUAACUUCGUUUCCUCCUUCCCCCCUUUUGCUGCGGGCUCCUCCCAGGCAGUCCUUCCUGUACAUCCUCUUCGCCGCUGCUUUUGCUCUUCUAGGUUGGUGACUGGUGUCUGUCUCCCUUUCCAUGUUGGUUUCUGUUGUGAGCAAAGGCUUGGUCUGUGUAUCUGUGUGUGUCUUUCCCUUUCUGCCAGCUUUGCCAAAAGAAGGAAGGGGAGGGAGGCCCUUUCUCAUUUGCCCAGAUAACACCUGCAUACAUGAAUGGGAGUUUCCUGUUGGCGUGUGCAGACGUACGAGUUCAAAAGCCAAGCGAAACCAGCGGAUGGGGGGUGGGAAUGCCCCACCGCAGGGAGCUUCUAAGUGACUAAGUGGCCCUCCAUCCAGCCUGCCUCUCUCUUUAAGAGGAAUUCAAUCCGCAGCAGUUGCAGGAAGGAAGGGAUAGAAUUUGCUGGUGAGAGCAAAUAAAGAGAGAGGCUUCAAGGCAGGGCAUUGCACGGCAGCGGUUAGAUCUGCAAAGGCACACAGCUACUCAUUGCAUGAAGAGCCUGAAUCAGGCCCGUGGGCCAUCUCGUCCAGCAUCCUCUUUCACAGCAGCUAGCUGAAUGUCUCUAGCAAGGAGGACCUGAGAACAAGAGGCCUCUCCUUGCUUGCAUUCCCAAGGAACCAAUAUUCAGAGGAAAUGCCAUCUCCAAUAUUAUAUAUUCAGGUCCUGUAUACCUGAAGGAGCGUCUCCACCCCCAUCGUUCAGCCCGGACACUGAGAUCCAGCGCCGAGGGCCUUCUGGCGGUUCCCUCAUUGCGAGAAGUGAGGUUACAGGGAACCAGGCAGAGGGCCUUCUCGGUAGUGGCACCCGCCCUGUGGAACACCCUCCCAUCAGAUGUCAAGGAAAUAAGCAGCUAUCCUAUCUUUAAAAGACAUCUGAAGGCAGUCCUGUUUAGGGAAGUUUUUAAUAUUUAAUGCUGUAUUGUUUUUAACACUUGAUUGGGAGCUGCCCAGAGUGGCUGGGGAAACUCAGCCAGAUGGGCGGGGUAUAAAUAAUAAAUUAUUAUUAUUAUUAUUAUUAUUAUUAUUACUAUUAUGGCCAAGAGCAUGAGGGUUUUUUUCUAAUUCUGUUUUGAAGCAAUCCACUCCAUUUUGCGGGAGCAAAUUCCAGAUUCUAACACAACAAAAUUAAUAGUUGCAAUCAAGCGCUUUUUCCAGAAAGAGGGAUUCUAGUGCCAUGGAAGAAUUCCUGCUGUGCCUGAGGGUUCAGUCCCUCAUACCUCAACUUUCUCUGCCCUCGUUUCAUUUUGCUGACUUCUAGCAGUAGAGGCAGGGAAGAACACAGCCUGAGUUGGGUUGUAUUGGCAUGUUCCCGGAAAGCCAAUGGAAAGAGGGACCGAGUUCUGCUCACUCCUGUCUCUUGUAACAUCUCCUUCCACCCUCAGGCUGGCACCAUUUUUGUGGUCUCCUGCUUCCAAGCAACAGUCGUGGUGAUGCAGGACAAGGGAAGGGGGAGUGUGGUAGGGUGGGGUCCCACUAAUGCGGGACAAGGGUUCAAAAAUGGAGAUUAUUGAGGGGGGAGGAGGCAGGGGACAGGAAGCGGUACUGUGUAUAGUUCCCCAUGCUGACCACUAGAACAAUGGGGGGCUGCCUCUUCUUAGCCCAAGAUUCAUCCUUGACCAUCCCUCUUGAUUGCUGCAUAUCAGUUGUCCUUGGGCCACCCUGCUUGCACUCUCAUGCAUGUUCAUGUGCACAACAUAUACAGAGACACCAUUACUGGGCGACAUAUCAAUAUAUCACCCAAAACUGUAUUGAAGUCCAUAUCGUGAUGUUGGUUUCAUAAUUUCCGACCUGGCGAUAUAUUGUGAAUCAUGAUGUGUGUUUGUUUAUGUGUGAUAUGCAAAAAACACCAUGUGAGGAAAACCGUGAAGCUAGCCAUUUCUUCUCUCGAUUCCUGCAGCCCCUGUUAAGUCUGCCCGCUCAGCUCUCUCCUGCCUCCUGCAGCAGGCAGCAAAUCACAGAAGCAGGCGCCAGCAAAAACCAUGAUGCAGGAAAAACCCUGAGGCCAGCCAGUACCUCUACAUAGCUCCAUCCUUAUUUCAGACAUCAUGAUAUAUCAGUAUAUCGCGAUGUUUAGCUGGUGAUGUAUCAUUAUGUUAAAAACCAGAUAUCGCCCAGCCCUAACCACCACCCCCUUCAUCUGAUCUGUGCGAAUUGGAAAGGGGUCAUUUAUAUCCCCAUCAGGGUGCUGGGCUGAGCAAAGAAACUUAAACUUCUCUGUAUCUACCUCAUAUAUAUAUAUUUACCAUUGGGAUCUCACAGGGACAGAAGAAUUUUCUUCGGGAUGCAAAUUGGACUUCUGAGCCAGGGGCUAACUACCCCUUGCUCUAGAAGCACAGCCCAAUUUUCUGGUUUGGGAUUCCUUAGCAAACAGGGAAGGCAUUCAUUGGAGAAAUGGGGGAUUAAUCUUACCAGCUGGUGGCUGAUUAGAGAUGAAGCUUUGAAAUCCAUCCUCGCAGAAGGGCAUUUGCCGACAGUUGUGGCAUGGCGACUUGUGCGUGUUGUGUGUUUUGGUUUUGGCAAUGUGAUGUUUGUCAAGAAACAAUUUCUUGCCCGUGUUCACUUAACUGGCGGGGAAACUGUGUCCUCGGUAAGAAAUCUCAGAAUGUUGCUUGCACUUUGGAACUGUCAUAAUAUUUAGACCUGUAGCUUGAACACACUGGCAUCUGAGGAAGCAAAGCACGGAACUGAGCAAACCGAUUUUGAAAGAUAGGCACACACACACACAAAUAUUUACGUUAAACCUUUGAACAGCAUUGCUAUACUUCAAGUAUGGGGUGUCACUUAAAGAAAGGAAGGAAGUUCAACUGCUAAAUGAUAAUUUUUUUUAAGAAAAAAGUGCAAAAUUUGGACACUUUCGUUUGAAAGGAAAGCAGUCAGCAGGAUCUCUGAUCAGAACCCCACUCCUAUUUAUUGCCCCAAAUUCCCCCCCCCAGCUGUUCUUUGCCUCCAAAGGUGUUGUUUACUACAAAUGUGGGGAAGGAAACUGACAUGAGUCCCUAUUAGGAUUGGGGCCUACUGCCACUUUUCCUUCAAAGUAACAGCAGAUAACUUUAUGCACACUUUUUUAAAAAAAGCAUGAGCAGCGUAAUGUGUUGUUUGGCCCUCACUAGCUGCUCUGGAGUCUGAAAAAUCUGCCAGAUUUUUCACAGCACAGCUGCGGCCUUUGUCUAUUCCCAGCUCAGUAAUUCCCAGCUUGAGGAGCUGGGACUGGACCUGCCGUUGGAUCAGUAGUUGAGCCAGGCUGCCAGCCUGGAUGCAGCCUCUGUUUUCCAUUCAGUGCUGGACAUGUACUGCAUUCUCUAACUCUAUGAGUUUGGCAAACUCAGUCCUAGGAGGAGAACCCUGGUAGUGGUUUAGGGGCCUCAUGUGCAUUGAGUUUAGAACCCUCUGGUGGCUCCCAGACUCUUCCCUCUUCUUUGUUUCCACCAGGUGUCCUCUUCAGCAUCGAAGUCACGUCAACCUUCUUCGCUGUCCGCAACUAUUGGCGUGGCUUCUUUGCCGCUACCUUCAGUGCUUUCAUCUUCCGGGUUCUCGCUGUGUGGAACAAGGAUGAAGGUAUGGCUCCUGUCUUCCUUCCCAGACAGGAACAUCUCCAGUGCUUGCUUCCAAACUUGUCCACUUUGGUGGUGAGGCCGGGGCGGGAACCAGGGAGUGCUGGGGUCCUUGCAGAACUGGACAUCUCUCUUGACCAAUCAUGAUGACCCCUCUGCAGAACUCUUGAAUCAAUGCAGCCCAAAAAUUGGGAAUCAGAAUAACUCAUUCAACUUGCAUUAAAAAGAAAAAAAUAAUAAGUGCUUUAUGCCUGCCUGCCUGCCUAAAAUCAAGACAUCAAACUGUCAUUCUAAAAAUAUAGAACAAGAACUGUCAGAAGAUAAACCCAGUCAAAUACAACAAUGUCCGGGCUUGCACAUCAUGAGAAGCCAUAGUUUGUUUUGCAUAGUUCUAGUGGCAAAAUUGACAGCAAAAUUAAGAGAAUCUAAUGAUGAGUGUUUUACUGAAGAGUGGAUGCCUUUUUCGGACAAUUUAAGGAGCAGAAUUUGAGCUAUGAGCAACGGAAGUAAUUAGAUUAUAAUAUUGUGGUUAUGAUCUGAUAGAUAGAAGAUAGGGUGCACCAGAAGGGGAGGGGGAAAAAACUCAUUGGAAAAAAUAAGGGAAAAGAUGGAAUUGUAUUGACUGUAGAUGUUAAAAAUGUUGAAGCUUAAUCAAAUAUAACUGGGGAUUAAAGGAGAGAAGCCAUGGUUUGUCUUAAACCAUGGUUUAAUUGUGGGCAUGGCUCUCCUACUCCCCACCUAAAGCGUGCUGUGUCAUCUGAACCCUGGCCACCGUUUUGUUCGUUUCAUCCAAACUGUGAGUGUUGAGCCAGAAAUAAGACAAGCGCAAACCUUGGCUGAUUUCUGGCUUACAAGCCAUGGUUGUUGUUGUUGUUGUUUUGGGGAGGGGAGCAAACUAUUGUCUGGGUUCAUCUGACACAACAAGCCAUUGUGUGAGCUGGGCAGCAGGCAGAAGGCACAUUUGCAAAUAAACCAUGAUGUAAGGGACGCGGGUGGCGCGGUGGGUUAAACCACAGAGCUUAGGACUUGCCGAUCAGAAGGUCGGCGGUUUGAAUCCCCGUAAUGGGGUGAGCGCCUGUUGCUCGGUCCCUGCUCCUGCCAACCUAGCAGUUCAGAAGCAUGUCAAAGUGCAAGUAGAUAAAUAGGUACUGCUCCGGCGGGAAGGUAAAUGGCGUUUCCGUGCGCUGCUCUGGUUCACCAGAAGGGGCUUAGUCAUGCUUGCCACAUGACUUGGAAGCUGUACGCCCGCUCCCUCGGCCAAUAAAGCGAGAGUCGGUCACGACUGGACCUAAUGGUCAGGGGUUCCUUUACCUUUACCGAAGGCAAACCAUGGUUUAUUGUGAUGCAUGAGGCAGACCAACAUUGUCAAUUCUAGAUCUGUUUGUAAGAAAAUCCAUAAUGGCUGUUUCAAAACAACAACAACAACACAUUGUGGGUUCCUAGGGCCAGGUAGAGAAGCCUAGGGGCCACAUUCCCCCCACCUCUUGUCCUAGAGACCUGAGAUUGGUCACCCCAAACAAACCCUUCUCUUUCCCUCAGAAACCAUCACAGCUCUCUUCAAAACCCGCUUCCGACUGGACUUCCCUUUCGACCUGCAGGAGCUGCCGGCCUUUGCUGUCAUUGGGUGAGUCUCGUAGGGUUUCUCUGGUGCCACCCCACACUUCCCUCCGUCCUGGCAGGACCCCUCCUCCCCACACUGAGGCCUUCUUCUCUCCUCCUCAGGAUCGCCAGCGGUUUUGGCGGGGCACUCUUCGUGUACUUCAACCGGAAGAUUGUCCAGUUCAUGCGCAAGCAGAAGGCCAUUAACCGGUUCCUCAUGAAAAAGUAAGACACGACGGCUGCUGGACACAUGGGCGCCUUGUCCUGAGCAUGAGUGGGGCCCCAGAGAGGGCAGUGGAGGCCCAAGGCUGGCUUAGUCCAGCUGUGUAACAGAUGGGGUCAGGCUGGAGAUGGAGGUCCGAGGCCCUUUUCGUACCUACUUCUGAGUUGAUAUUUGCAUAACUCAGCUUUCCCCAACCUGCAUGUUUUGGACUACAAUUUCCAUCGUGCUGGCUGGUGCUGAUGGGAAUUCUAGCCCAAAACCUCUGGGGGACCCUGGCUCGGAAGUAGUCUGAUAAACUAGGGAGGUUCCUAUGUGGGUGAGUGUGGGGCACAUUUUAUUUCAAGUGGUGAAUGCAGCCCUGUAUGAAAUGCUGCAGAGAGUCGUUCGUUUAGUCUUUUAGUCGUGUUCGUGACCCCAUGGACCAGAGCACGCCAGGCACUCCUGUCUUCCACUGCCUCCUGCAGUUUGGUCAAACUCAUGCUGGUAGCUUUGAGAACACUGUCCAACCUUCUCGUCCUCUGUCGUCCCCUUCUCCUUGUGCCCUCCAUCUUUCCCAACAUCAGGGUCUUUUCCAGGGAGUCUUCUCUUCUCAUGAGGUGGCCAAAGUAUUAGAGCCUCAGCUUCAGGAUCUGUCCUUCCAGUGAGCACUCAGGGCUGAUUUCCUUCAGAAUGGAGAGGUUUGAUCUUUUUGCAGUCCAUGGGACUCUGAAGAGUCUCCUCCAGCAUCAUAAUUCAAAAGCAUCAAUUCUUCGGCGAUCAGCUUUCUUUAUGGUCCAGCUCUCACUUCCAUACAGAGAGUACACUGUUCUAAUACCGCUUCCACCCAGCUGCAGGGAAAUUGAGGCUGGGGUGGGGGUGUUUCCCUUGCCUGCCUCUCCCCCCACUUGCAUGUGCCUGAAUCCACUUUCUUUGCAUGGACAGUCGCAGAAUACUGACCUCCCCUGGUCCUUAAGACGGAAGCCUGCUAAUCCGCCAAGGGGCAGCUGCUUCCCCAAGCAAGCGGCAAUGACCUUCUGAGCCUCCAAGGGUUUGCCAGCCUUGGGGAGCAUAGUUGUGCCCACUGUUUGUCUAUUAUUAUCACCUGUCGCAUUUACAUCCUGCCUUUUCCUCCCAAGGAGCUUGAGGUGGCGUUCUUGGUUCUCCCGCUCCUCAUUUUAGGCUCACAACAACCCAGUGAGGUAGAGUCGGCUGGCCCAAGGUCACACCCAAGGAGAGCUUUGUGGCUGAGUGGGGAUUUGAACCCGGCCAUAGUCCGAUGCUCUAACCACUACACCACGCUGCCUCUGUUGGGGGGGACGUGCAGUGGGGCCACUCUCUUUUUUUAACCACUGCUGUCUGUGACCUUCCAGGCGCCUGCUGUUCCCCGCUCUCGUCACGCUUCUCAUAGCAACACUGACCUUCCCACCUGGCUUUGGGCAGUUCAUGGCUGGGCAGGUAAUUUGUAGCUCUUGAACAUUAUUAUUAUUAGUAGUAGUAGUAGUAGUAGUAGUAGUAGUAUUUGUUAAUUGUAUAUACCACCCUUUAUCAAGAGAUCCCAGGGUAGUGUACAGCAUUAAGAACACUUCAUGUAGCAUCAAUAAUAAAAAUAUAGUCAUAAAAAAAUAAUAAUGACGGUCUCUCCCCCUCCCUUGACUCACCUAAGAAGAGUAACUUGCAAUUCUGGGCUGACGGUACCCUGUUUAUUUAUUGCUAUGAUCCACUUACAGGCCACUAAACUAUCUGUAAGAUAGUUUAAUAAGUACUGGGGGAGGGGUGUGUGGAAUAAACCUCUGCAUCAAAUGAUGUGGGUGGCAAAAUACAUAAGUUGUAUCCAUAAGCAUAACGUAACAUAAAUAAAACCAGGGAGAACUACCAGGCAGUAUAAGGUAAGAUUUCAAGCCAUGCAACAUACUGUACUUUUCCAUGUAUAACACACCCUCUAUUUUGGGGCACUCAAAAUUAAGAAAAUGGGGGGGGAAGAGAUUCCUGAAGUUGUUAAGCUGGGGGUGGGUCAGAGUUAUUGAGCUUUUUUUCAGCGGAGAUGCCAAAAAGCGCUCACCUGCCAGACCGACAAAGCAACCUAUCCUCUUUCCCAUCGCCAAAUAAAGCAGCAAAUAGCCCGCCCAAUUGCUGCAGCGACAGCGAAUCAACAACAGCCUUUGCCGCAGCCACCAGUAACAAUCUCCAACUCGCGGCAGCAACUACUCCCACGGCCCCACAAUGUAGAAGACGACACCUAAUUUUGAACAUGAUUUUUUAAUUUUAAAAGAUAGUCUUAUACAGUAGAACCUCGGCUUACGUUACCCUCGGGUAACGUAAACUUUGGGUUGUGAAAGCGGCAAACCCGGAAGUAUUUUUUCCGGGUUUGGCCGCAUGUGCAGAAGCACUCGUAUCGUGCCGCGCACAUGCGCGGAACAGGCACCUCUGGUUGCGGAAACCUCAGGAUCCGACCAGAGCGCCGGAACGCAUCCUGUCCGCAACUGGAGGUACCACUGUACACGGAGUACGGUACAUGCCACCGUUCGCCCGGUGUCACUUCGUUUCACACAACUGGUACAACAUUACCUCUGUCCCUAAGGAAGACUGCGGUGUUAAGCCUCUUCAGUUCUGUAAACACACAGCCAGAGCUUACGCUUGCGGGCAGACAUGGCUCCCUUCUCGCCCCCUGAUUUCUUCCCCUUCUUCGCCUCUCAGCUCACGCAGAAGGAGACGCUCGUGACCCUGUUCGAUAACCGCACGUGGGCCAAGCAGGGCCUGGCUGAAGAGUUUGAGUACGUGGGCCCCUCCGAGGCCUGGAAGCACCCACGCUCCAACGUCUUUGUCACCCUGGUGGUCUUCAUCCUCAUGAAGGUGCGUCGCCCUUCCCCGUCACCCCUUUCUUCCGGUCGAAUCAUAUGAUUGUAGAGUGGAAAGGGACCCCCAAGGGCUAUCCAGUCCAACCCCCAGAAAUGCAGGAAUCCUGCCCCUACAGCCAUCCCUGGCUGGGAUCGAACCGCCAACCUUCCACUCAACCGCAAGGUGCGCUUGACCCAUUGUGCCACUGAAGCAGUUGCCAGCUGCAGGGACCACGCUGUCUGUAGCAUCCGUGAACAAGAGCUUUACUGGUUACCUUCCUGGGACUCAGCUGGGCUGAGUCACCAAACAGUUGCCCCUGGGUCUUCAGGGCUGUGGUACACGAGACGCUGCUGAGGGGUCUAGAAAAUGCAAGCAUAUCUUCCGUUUCCUGCCCACCCUCUCUUCUCCUUCCUCUCUCCCUUCCCCCUGUACUAGCUGAUUGCUUAAGUGCUGGAGUCAAAACAGCCUCUUCUCCCUUUCCAGAUAAAACCUACCAGUAGGGAAUUCUGAGGACUUCUCCAUUUCAGACUGCAGCUGGUUCCUUCAACCACGCUGCUGCAGAUUAGUCCCCAGGCACUCGGGUCUCGUUUGCUGGUUCCCAAACUUCCCCCAACGGGGACCGCUGGAAAAUUGCAGAGGUUUUCCUGCCUGCUGUGGGAAUUGUAAUCUUCAGUCUCUUUUUCUGUCCUGGGGUUUGGGCCUUUCUCCUUUCUUCUCUCCCCCUCCCACAGCGCUUCAGCACAAAGAGGUCACUUGGCUUCCACCGAUAGGGCAUUCCUGGUUCUCCCCUCCUGAUAACAGGCUCCUGUCUCUUUGUCCUCUCCCCAGUUCUGGAUGUCAGCCUUGGCCACUACCAUCCCAGUGCCCUGUGGAGCCUUCAUGCCUGUCUUUGUCAUUGGUGAGUAGGAGACCCUAGAACUUUCUCUGUGCUUCUGUGCAAUGACCCUUAACUCUUGCCAGAAAGGAUCAAGCAGCCUCCCUUGGUGGCCAAUGGGAACGGGACAGAAAUUCGUGCCAUUUGCAUUUUAAAAGUGACCCGGCCUAAUUCACACUUGCCAGACCAAUAAGCAAACUGAAACGUAGCUGUCCUUCAGAAGUUGCAGUUCUGCAACCAAUGUUUGCGUGUGAAAGGUGCAUUUAACAGUGAAAAUGAUUCACAUUUUGCACACAAAAUUCCAUAUGUUGGGAUAAAUGGCACAAAAUUACAUAUAGAAAAUGCAUGCAAAUUUUUAUAUGAACUUUGUUUAAACAAAAAAAUAGGCAAACUGAGUUUCCUAAGGUUGGAAAACUGAUACACUGAGAGUAACCAAAAUUGACAAAUAUUCACCCACCCUAGUGACCACUUUUGACUAAAGCUACUUGUGGUGACAAGGUGAUACGGAAGGGCGUAACACAAGAUUACCCAUAAUUCCUUUGUGCAUACUGAAUAGCCGUUUCUGCUCUUGUUUGUCCUGGUCCCAAGUCCUAUAUCCCCCUGUUGCCAUCUCCUCUGUGGAUUAAAAAAACCAAAACACAUAUGGGGUUUUAUUUUACUUUAUUAUUAUUAUUAUUAUUAUUAUUUUGCAAAACUUAAAGAGCCAGGAAGAUUUGCUGGCAGGGACAUGGACAUCCUAACUUCUGCAGUAACUCAAGUUGCCUGUGGGCUCUUGGUGCCUGGAUUUUUGCACAUUAUUUUUUUAUCAUUUAUUUAUAUAUUACAUUUAUAUACUGCCUUCCGCCAAAAGAUCUCAGGGCAGUUCACAAGAUAAAAAUACAAAUAAAUAGUUAAACCAGAAGCCACAUAAAAAUAACCCCCCCUGCACAAACACAUUUAAAAGGCCGUAGCGUAGAAGAUUAAUCAGCCAAAGGCCUGGUUAAAGAGGGAUAUUUUUGCCUGGCACCUAAAGGUGUGUAAUUAAGGCGCCAGCCAAACCUCCUUGGGGAGACUGUUCCCCAAAUGGGGAGCCACUGCAGAAAAGGCCCUUUCUUUCCUUUUUUUCAAUAUGAUUUUUAUUAAAUUUUCUGUUUUACAAUUUCAGAUAAAUAUUUUACUUACUUAAGAUAUCACUGACUUCCCCUCUUCUCUUUCCAUGGUUCAUUUUGCAUAUUGUAUAUCCCUGCAUAUUUCACAAAAACUAUAUGAAUCAGUUUUCCAUUAUUGCAUCCAUCAGAAAUUAUUUACGCUGUUGAAUUUAUCUUAAUGCUGCCAGCGUUUUCAGCUUGCACACAAUUAUUUCCCGUAUAUUCAAUAAACGUUUUCCAAUCUUCUUUAAACGUAUGUCAUUCUUGUUCUCUUAUUCUGUGUUAAGUCUGCAAGUUGUGCAUGUUCUGUCAACUUAACCUGCCAAUCUUCUUUAGUUGGGACCUUGCUCAUUUUCCAUUUGGGGGCUAACGAAACACGGGCCGCAGUUGUUGCAUACAUAAGUAACCUUUUCUGACACCUGGGAAUUUCAGUCUGAAUUACCCCCAACAAAAAGGACUCUGGGGGUGUGUUUUUUGGGGGGGAGAAGGCCCUUUCCUGUGCUGCCACUCUCUGGACCUGACACGGAGGAGGCACGCAAAGAUAGGCCACAGAUGAUGAUUGCAGAGUCCGGGUGGGUUCAGAGUGUUUCUCUGCUCUUCUUCCAACCAUACCUACCCAAAUCCACCUUUGGACUCUGCCCCUGUCUCUCUGGGCAGGUGCGGCCUUUGGGCGGCUGGUGGGCGAGAGCAUGGCGGCAUGGUUCCCGGACGGCAUCCACACCGACAGCAACAUCUACCGCAUUGUUCCCGGCGGCUACGCAGUGGUGGGUAAGAGGCAGCUUCUCUUGUACCACUUCCAAAAACUGGGAUGUUCAGCUGGGGGUGGGCACUCCCUCAUCGAAAGAGGGUCAGGGCGCGGUAACAGGAGCCCAGAUGGAUCAGACCAAAGUCCAUCUUCUUUUCCCACGUUGACCAACCUUGUGGGCAGCCCACAAGGAGGGCUUGAGAGGAAUAACCCUCUCGGGCUGUUUUUCGUUUCCUAGCAAGUGGUAUUCAGAGCUGCACUGCUUCUGAUCUUGGAGACAGUGCAUGUCUCCUUCUGUAAUCCUCAUAGAACUCUAGCCCAACGGUUGCCGUUAAUUUGACUCUGAAUUGAUUUUAGAAUCGAAUUGAUUUUAGAAUGCAUUUCAAUUAACUGAUUGUGAUUUUAUGUGAACUGUGUUAUUUUUACUGUUGUUAGCCGCUCUGAGCCCGGCUUCAUCUGGGGAGGGCGGGAUAUAAAUUAUUAUUAUUAUUAUUAUUAUUAUUAUUAUUAUUAUUACUACUAUUAUUAUUAUGCCAGUCACAGCUGGGAGCUACUGAUAGCCUUAUCCAAGGUGAAUUUUGACACUCCAUUCGACUUCUGCAUGACCUCUUUGGCACAGGAGCCUUUGAGAAUGAUAGGAGCUGAAACAGAGCUUCUGGAUCCUUUCUGAGUGUCUCAUUCAAACUGUGGAUUUUCAGACAUGGGCCCCUUCCUCCACCACCACCUCUGUCAAGAACAGGGUGGCAUAGUGGUUAGGGCCUGGGCACUUCCUGGUGAAGAUUGUUAAGCCACUCUGGGAAGAUGGCUCUCCUGACAACUCUCAGACCCUUAGCAGAACUACCAGUCCCAGAAUCCUUUGGGAGAAGUCAUGACUGUUUAAGGCGGCAUCAUCAUAGUAUAAUGCAGGCAUAGGCAAACUCGGCCCUCCAGAUGUUUUGGGACUACAACUCCCAUCAUCCCUGACCACUGGUCAUGUUAGCUAGGGAUGAUGGGAGUUGUAGUCCCAAAACAUCUGGAGGGCCGAGUUUGCCUGUGCCUGGUACAAUGUGUGUAUAAUGUGAAUGCAGCCCACGCCUCUGCCUCUCCUUCUGUCACCAUGGACCUUUCCACAAACUGCAGCAGUCCAGAGGUUGGGAGUGGGGCCUUUGAGCAGAGUGUGUGGAAGCUCAGACGCAGGGGCCAGAUGUGGCCCUCCAGGGCCCUCAGUCGCUCAAGCCUCUCCACAAACCAUGCCCUCCAUCAGCCCUGCUUCACUCUUUCCUAGAGCGUCCCCCCUCCCAGCUGAAGCUCUAAUAAUUCAUAUUGGUUGCCUGGGUUAAGAACAGAGAGGAGGGGUGUUUUGGGUGGGGGUGUAGAAACUAGCCUGCUGUGCAAAGGCAAAAUUUGCCUGGGUUGCCCUGCCCACUUUUGCCCUUGGCCCCACCCAUCCCUGACAUGUGGCCCCAGAAGAGAGGGAGGGCGUCGGUCUCCAAAAAGCAUUUCCUCCCUUUCCCUCCUGGAAUGCAUGAGGCCUUGAGGUGUGGCAUUUCCGCUGGGGGUGCCUCUAGGCUCCCAAGAGCCAUGGUGAGAGCUGGGCUGGGCUUGGCAUACUGCAUCCGACUUAGGCUACCCCUGCCUGGUCUUUUGGGGUGGCUGGGGGCUUUCUCAGGCUCUUGCUUGCCUCUCUCCCCUGCUGGCUCUAAGACCUCCAUGCGUUUCUGUCAGGAAGCUGUCAGCGGCUCCCGGCUGGUUGCCCAGGAAAGUAUAAAGACAAGGGAAAGUUUAUUUCAGUGUUACUGAGAGAGGCUAUAGAACCCAGCCUCUUGGGUAGUGUCGUUGUCCCGAGCAAAUCUCCACCCCCGUCUCUCCCACUUCCUCAUUCGUCUCCUCUACGGGUGCUGCUACGUUCCCUCUGUCUUUGAGCUCUUUGCUCUCCUACUUUUAAGGCUCGCCAGGUUCUGGGAGAUGGGGGGUCCGAAAUGCUUUCUAAAGACACUGUGUCAGCCAGCUUCUGCUCCGGUUCUGCCUCCUCCUCUCCCAUUAUUUCCCAACUUUCCCCCUCAUCUGCCUCUGAGCUGGGACCUCCCGAAAACCCCUGUUGUAAAUCUAUACUGUCUUCCUCUUCCUCCUCCCUGGAAGGGUCAGGAUGAGGGGAGGCGGCCUCCACUAUUCCUCCUCCUCCUCUGCCCAGUCCCUGACAGUUUCCGAGGCAUCUGAGCGGACGGUGCCCUUCACACCUCACUCCCGUUCUUAACCCCCACCAGGUGCAGCUGCUCUGUCUGGAGCUGUCACUCACACCGUGUCCACGGCGGUCAUCGUCUUUGAGCUGACAGGCCAGAUCUCCCACAUCCUGCCAGUCAUGAUCGCAGUGAUCCUGGCCAACGCCGUGGCCCAGAGCUUACAGCCCUCUCUUUACGACAGCAUCAUCCGCAUCAAGAAGUUGCCCUACUUGCCAGAGCUGGGUUGGGGACAUCAGGAGUAAGUGUGCCUCUGUGUGUUGGCCUGGUGGCUGUCAGGGACGGGUUGGACGCAGAGGAACUGUGGGAGGAACCAGCUGGGGAACCCCCAGAGGAAGAAGGCUCAGAGCCCGGGGAGUGGUGAUGGGUUGACGGUGAGCAGUCAGAGGGAGAAGUCUGGGAGGAGGAGGAGGAGGUGUUGGGAGCUGAAGAGGCAACAGGGCUUAGUGAGCUGGGAGACUCUGUGGCAGAGAGAAGUGCAGAGAUGGGUCAGGCUUCCUUCAGCGCCUGUUGUGUAUUGCAGGAAGUACAAUGUGCGCGUGGAGGACAUCAUGGUGCGCGACGUGCGCUACAUAACCCUGAACUGCCGCUACCGUGAUCUUCAGGAUGUGCUGCAUGGAACCAAAAUGAAGAGCUUGGCUUUGGUGGAAUCAGCUGGUAAGAGAGAGGCAAGGCAGAUCCUCAUGAAUGUCUUUCCAGAGGAGUAGCCUCUGUGUUGGUCUUUUGCAGCAAAAAAUAUAGUCUUCUGGCACCUUAAAGACUAACAAAUAGAUACAGUGGUACCUCUGGUUACGAACCUAAUUCAUUUUGGAGGUCUGUUCUUAACCUGAAACUGUUCUUAACCUGAGGUACUACUUUAGCUAAUGGGACCUCCCGCUGCUGCCAGCGUGCGAUUUCUGUUCUCAACCUUGGGCGAAGUUCUUAACCCAAGGUAUUACUUCUGGGUUAGCGAAGUCUGUAACCUGAAGUGUUUGUAGCCUGAGGUACCACUGUACUUGGGUAUAUUUAUCCUGGAAAAGAGGAGACUGAGGUGGCAUGAUAGCCAUAUUCAACUAUCUGAGGAGUUAUUACAUGAAGAGUGGAGCAAGCUUGUUUCAGGAAAUUUUUGAUGUCUAAUGUUUUACAUUUUUUUAUGUGCUGUAAGCUGCCUCGAGUGGCUGGGGAAACAAGAUGGAAAGCCAGCCAGAUGGGUGGGGUAUAAAUAACAUUAUUAAUUCUUCUUCUUCUUCUUCUUCUUACUACUACUACUACUACUACUACUACUACUAUUAUUACUAUUUCUUCUGCUCCAGAGGGUAGGACCUCUACUACUACUGACAGUAAGAGCUGUUUAAUAGUGGAACAGUCUUCCUCGGGAGGUGAUGGACUCUCCUUCCUUGGAGGUUCUUAAGCAAUGGUCGGAUGGCCGUCUGUCAUGGAUGUUGGGAGGGGUUGUAAGAAGUGAGUGAGAUCCUUGUUUCCCCCACCCUCAGCAGGCAGGUUUGCCCACCUGUCAGCUACCUGAUAUAGUGACUCGCAGGCCAGAUGGGGAGACCCAACAGGCCUGAUUAAGUAAUUGUUGGGAGAUUUCCCACCAUUGCAUUAAAUAGAUGCCAUUCUUCUCAUUCUGGAACCUGCCAAUUUCACGUCCAAUUGGAACAGAAAUUCUGCUGCACGAUGGGCAGGGGAGGGCACAGAGUGAGUCUCCAAGUCUCCACCUCUGCUUCAGAAGCCAGACAAGCACAGCCAAGCCUCCCCUUUUUUAUUGGCUUUGUUGAGUUCCUCGUGCUUGUCUCUGCCUCUGCAAUGCUCACAUAAUGCAGGCAAAUAAUAAGCGUUGCACAUCUACAAUUGAGUGUUUUCAUCGAUUAUUUAAUUGAAGGCCUCUUUCAUGGUGACAAAUUUAGAUCCUCCAACUUCUCCUGACGCCUCUUCCAAGGCAGCUGAUGUAAUAGGCUAUUUUCCUACACGUAUCGAUUUAGUGAGUCGGUGGAAUAGUUACCAAGAUAAUUUGGCCAAAACGAUAACAAAAUCAGAGCAUUCAGGGCCGUAGCUGAACUGGAAACAUAACUGGACCAGAAACGUUUACUAAUCCAAUCACUGUCAGUAACGCAGCAGUCUUUUCAAAUCCCUCUCAAGUUUGUUUGUUUUGCUUUUGUUUUCACAUGGAUGAAGCUCCAGCAGGUUUUUGCACCCUCAGGCACUGCCUCCAUCCAUCGUACACAUUGAGCAAACAGGACUUCCGUAUAUACAUUUUCUCCAUUACUUGCUGGGCUCUUGGUACCCUCAGCUGCAGACACCUCUUUGGAGGGACUCUGGAAAUGUCUGUGGCCACUUAUCCUGCUAUGUGGAAUCACAGAAUCGUAAAAUGAUAGAGCUGGAAGGAACCCCAGAGGUCAUUUAGUCCAACCCCCUUCAGUGCACAAAUCUCAGCUAAAGCAUCCAGGACAAGUGGCCAACCGACCUCUGCUUCAAAACAUCCAAGGAAGGAGAGCCCACCACCUCUUGACUGUCAGAAAGUUCUUCCUGAUGUUUAGUCGGAAUCGCCUUUCUUGUAACUUGAAGCCGUUGGUUUGAGUCCUACCCUCCAGAGCAGGAGAAAACAAGCUUGCUCCAUCUUCCAUGGGACAGACCUUAAGAUAUUUGAAGAUGGCUAUCAUAUCUCCUCUCAGGCUCCUCUUUUCCAAGCUAAACAUACCCAGUUCCUUCAAGCACUCCUCGUAAGGCUUAGUUUCCAGACCUUUUAUCAUCUUGGGUGCCCUCCUGUUCCAGCUUGUCAAUAUCCUUCUUAAAUUGUGGCGCCCAGAACUGGGCACAGCAUUCCGGGUGUGGUGUGAGCAAGGCAGAAUAGAGUGGUACUAUUACUUCCCAUGAUGGAACCACCCUCGAGGUUGGUCCAGAGGCUGCAGCUUGUACAGAGCCAGCACCUAGGCUGUUUGUAAGAGGAAGCCACUGCUGAUCAUCUGCUACUGGGCAAACUCGGAGGCAGAGCAUAACCAUCAGGAAUUUGGUGAUCAUCACUGCCUCCUGUGGGAGUGAGUUUCACUCUGAGCUGUGUGAAGAGGGGCUUUCUUUUCUCUGUCCUGAUUUAUUUGGCCUCAUGGUUGCAGUUUUUGACCGGUGUAUUUGCACGAGGAGUUCUGAACCUUGCUAGGAUUGCAGUUUUGCGGUUGCAGAACCUCCUCUUCCAAUAUGUGCAUUCUGGGGGCCUUUUUACAGACUUGCCUCCAAAAACCUUCUUGGCAAAGUGACUAUGCAGCAGCACCAUCCUCUCUCUGCCCCCCUUUCAUCCCUCCUGCCUGCCACCUGUUGCUCCCUGGGAGAUGCCAUUGUCAUCCUGCCUGCCUGGGGCUUGAUCCUCUCCUCCCAGCUUCAUGCCACGCAGCUCCCCUGCUGCGACAUCGAUAUCUUCCUGCUAGCCACAGCUAUCAUUUACAGGGCUACCGCAGCAACAGGGACAAUGCCGUGUUGUCAUGGCAAUUUGCAAAGUUUGAUGGGGAGGGAGUCAAAGCCAACUGAUUGGAGCCAGGCCCUGAUAAGCAAGAUAAACUGGCAGGGAAUGCAGGUGUCUUCUGUCCUCCAUCUAAAGACCUAGAAGUUGUGCUGACUUGCCACACCAAAAAGCAAGACCCCAGCUGUGCAUUGCACCCACCUCAUGGUUCACUCCCAGAAUCCAUUUGCAACAAGGCAGCGCGCACACAAAGGCGCAGUAGCAAACAGCAACUUCCAGUCAAAGCUUCUGCAUCAAAAUAGUUGGCUGUUUCAGAGGCAUUUCUGAGGUAUUGUGGUUCAUCAGAAACUACCAGCGUAGCAAAGCGAGGAUCAUGCUUGAAUACUCGCUCCUGUUACCAAGAAAACAUUGCAUUUGGACAGCUAGCCCCUUUCAGGAGGGCACUCAUAAAUUCUCCCGGAUGACCCAUACCUUUCUAUGCACAGGGGUGUUAUUCUGUGUGUGGGUCUGAGGAUUUCCCUUCAACAUGGAGCACCUCCGCCCUCCCACACAAAUUAGCCCUGUCGGUAGAGCGUGAGACUUGAUUUCAAGGUGUGAGCUCGAGCCUAAUGUUGGGGAAAAGAUUCCUGCAUUGCGGGGGGUUGGGCUAGAUGUCCCUCGGGAUCCCUUCCAAUUCUAUGGUUCUAUGAAAUGCCUGUAUUCUGAAGUGGCAGUGUUCAGUGAUGCCUGCAUGGGGCACUUUACCAAACAUUUGAACCUGGUGUCGAGGCUUCAGGGAAUCCUAUCCCUCAAGAAGCAGAAAAAACAAGAAGAGUUCUUACCAAGUAGUUUAUUCAAUAUUCACAGAGAGAAACAAAGGAAUGUGGUCUCUCUUAGAUAAUGGUGUUGCUCCAAGUGAACUCCCACCCCCUCAGUCACUCCUAUUCUACGACAGCCCUGCGUCUGUGCUUUCUGCCUCUGAGAUUUCUUUUUUUUUAAAGCGUUUAUUUAUUUUUCAAUAAAAACAUCCAAUUAACAUAUCAAAUCAGAUCCAAUAAAAAUAAAAAACUAAAAUAAAAAAGGUCCAAUUGUCUUCCAAAUUGUAAUAAUUUUGUUUUGACUUCCCACGGUCUGAAUUUCGAAGCGCAUUCAACAUCAUAGUCCUGCCUCUCAUCAUCCUCAAUGUUAUUCAUAAUUCCAUGUCCGAUUUUUCCCUUCCACAUUUUGACUCUGGUUCUACGAUCCUCAUUCAUGUCAGAAAGCCUAUGCUUUUUUUUUCCUAUGGAGUGCAGAUUUGUCCAUAUAUUGUACUCCUUCAGCUGUUUUUUCAUCGCACCGCUUCAUUUAAUUGCAUCCAAUUUCAAAGUUCUGUCCAGCUCUUUGAGAGUUGUUAUUUUGGCAGCUCCCAGAUCGUUAAUCUUUCCCGUCCAGGUGUUAUCAAAGAAACAGAGAGAAAUUUCCUUCUGUACCCUCCUUGUUGAUUUAUCUUAAACAGACUGUUUGCAAUGUAGCCAUAUAUCAGACAGUUAGCAAUUGGCCUUUGGAAUCUUCCCAGUCCCCCCUCCGGGCCCUAGAGGGGGGCUGCCAGACAUCCAUUUAGCCCUCUCUCGCUCGUAAUCAAAAAAACAUCUUUUUGCAAACAGUUGUAUAUGUAAUAUUGUUUCCAGUCUUUAUAACCAACCAUCCGUUAGCUCCUGUUUCUCUUAAUCAGGGAAGUAUUUCAGAUAUUCAAUAACGACGUGGUGGGAGACGCCAUUUUGUCCUUUAUCCUUUGUUUUCGUCUUUAACAGACAUUUCUGGUCUUAGAAGAGAAGUGGCUGCGAGUAGAUCCCAAUUAUAUAUGAAAGUCCAUCUGAACUCACUUUUUGAAGAGCAAUUUAAGUUCUUAAUGAGACUUGGCAUGCAUUACGGAUUGUUGAUGUUAAGGAUAAAAGAAUGUUUUUUUACAUACCAAGCCCCUCCACAUUCCAAACGUCAUGAUGAGGAUCUCUUUGAAGUUCGAUCUUUUGCACCAGAGACUGUACAUACUGCAGGUUUUUUCCAGCUUCUUCAAUUCAGAGCGUGUCUGUUUGUUUUCCAAAUCUUUAUAUUUUCCCAAACAGAUGCGUCCGGCUAUGGGGUGGCGUCGCAGGAAUGUCAGCCGUCCCUAGCUCCGUGACCCAGUGCCCCUGCCGUCUGCCACAUCGGCAAUCUGGGGCAGACCGCGGGUCAUUGAGACAGUCCUCCCCUGCCCUGGGGAGGCUGCCAGGGCUAAUUACCCCCAUAUCAGCCCUGAAUUAUCGGAACGGCUGAAGUCCGAUUGUGUGGGAUCAGCCAUUUUCCACCGCCGGAAACAGGAAGUCUCAAUGCCUGCCUCUGAGAUUUCUGAUCUGCUACUCUCACGGCACUCCUGGUUGUGGGAGAGGGGGGAUUAGGAAUGUUUUCAAGAGACACUGAGUCUGUUAGCUGUCUGCCCCUGGUGCUUCUUCUUCCUGAUGCUCCCCCAAUAUUUCCCAGCUUUCCCCCUCUGCUUCCUCUGAACUAUGCCCUUCUGCAAACCACUGCUCUAAAUCUAUACUGUCCUCCUCUUCUCUGGAAGGUGCGGAGAGUGGGCAGGCGGCUCCCACCAUUACUCCUCAGUCCAGCCCCUGACACCUGGCUAGCAUGAGCACCUUUGGAGAUGAAGGUGUUUUAGAUGGGAAGCACCCAAUGUCACAUUUCAGGUGCCUCCCCCAACACAGUCAUGUGCAAAAUUUGGCCUUGCUGUUUCUCCUUGCGGAGGCAUGUUGCCCGUAUCUCAGAUGGAGAAGGUACCAAAGUUGUACUUCAGACAAGCUGGCAGUGCCCUGGGAACAGGAAGCAUUCGGGCUUCCUCUUCAACCCACAACAUCUCACGCUGUCCUUGAUCUCCUUCUGCCUCUCCCCUGUCUUGUCCCCUAUCUCUGAAUUAUUUUUAAAAGCUUGCCAUUUUACCAUCAAAGCACACACCUGGUCUAUUAGCAAAAAAAUGGCUUCUCGGCCCAGAAAUAAGCUCAGCCUGGUUUCCCUUGCCUCUGCAGAGUCCAUGAUCCUUCUGGGCUCCAUCGAACGCACGCAGAUCGUGACCCUCCUGAGCGAGCAGCUGAGCUACGCACGCCGGCUCCACUACAUGCGCGAGAAGGCCCAGGCCGACCGUCGAGCCACUGAGAAGGUUCCAGAAGGCGAGGAGGCGCACCAGACGCCUGACACGGGUGUGCGCUUUCAGGUGGGCAAAGACCCUGGACAGUGUUGUUGUUGUUGUUGUUGUUGUUGUUGUUGUUGUUGUUAGCAUUUUGGCAAGAUAUGCUCAUUGUUGAGGGCCUAUGUUGAUUUGUAGAGGCAAAGAGCAGACGUAACUGAGGAAUGUAGCGUCAACAGAAGAAGCAGCCCAUGUUGUCUUGAGGUGGCAAAGCAAUAGGGUCCAAGUCUUGAUCCCUUUUGUAACGCCGUCCCUUUUUCUCCCUCAACACUCAGAUCAUCACCGAAGAAUCCUCCUUUGUCCCGCCGCGAAGUGAGUCCCGUAAGCCCCUGAAGCCGGCACUAAAGCGAGCCUCCAGCACUUUAUCCGAGAGUGUCUCCAGUGAGUCCUGUGUCCCCCUUUAGCCCUACGGCAGGGGUCAGCAAACUUUUUCUGCAGGGGGCCGGUUCACUGUCCCUCAGAACUUGCGGUGGGCCGGACCGCACGCAUGCGCCUGCAGUCACACGCCUUCCCUCCGGCUAGGGAGGGGGCACCCCGCCAGUGCUGGGUCUCGGUUUGCAUGGAGGGGCCGCAGCCACCCCUCUGGGAAGGGCCCCUACACCAGGGUGUCCAUCCUCCUCCCUCCUCCACUCCCACCCCUUUGCUUCUCCUCCCUUCUCGGAGCUAGACUUCAACAAGGCGCCCUGCCCUGUGCCCCAGUUGGAGCAGUGAGGUUCGGGAAGGGUCGCCAUUGGCCGCCAGCUCGCAUCAAACUGGCCAGUGGAGGGGAGGCCUGAAGUUGCUAAGGCUUUGGAUUGGUCAGCGUCACGGAAGUCUGAGCAACCUUGGAGCAUGCUAGGAGAUGUAGUCCCAGGAAAGCGCCUCUCUGCAGAGCUAAACUGGAGCUAAACUGGCGCGACGACUGACUGAGUGGGUGGCAGGCGCCACGGGCCAGAUUUAUGACCCUGGCGGGCCUUAUCCAGCCCCCAGGCCUUAGUUUGCUGACCCAUGCUUUACAGUGUCCCUUUCCAGUGAGGCCCCUCUGAUGUUUGACUCUCUCUCUCUCUCUCUCUCUCUCUCUCUCUCUCUCUCUGGGCAGCUGGGACUGUGGACCCCCCAGGCAUCGCUCUGAGGAGCCUUUUUUGCGCUAACAACACAACAGCAGAGCCAGCUGAGGUGAGGCCUCUUUCCUCCCCACCCUCCACCCCACCAUGUGCCGCGUUUGGGUCUGUUUCUGGGCAGAGGCUCUUCUCUUCCCCUGGGAAUUAUGUGCUAGCCGUCCCACUCCCAUAAUUCCUCUCUCUCUUCCUUAUUUUCUCCCCCCUUGGUAAAAUAAGGAUGAGAAUUCGGGCCUGCCUGAAAAGCGCAAGUCGAAGCGUGUCCGCAUUUCCGUGGCGGUAAGUGUGGGCCACGCCACGUCCAUGCAGCUCCCACCCAGACAAUCACAGGGCAGGAAGCCUUUUCCUCCCCCAAAUGUGUCCAUCAAGGCCUGGGACUGUGCUGAAGGUUUUUUCUUUCUGUUUUGUAGUGCCAUGCCCCCCCAACAACUGGGGCCUGCCCAAGAUACUGAGAAUAAUAAGAUUCCUGUUAGAUCAGGCCAGUGGCCCACCUAGUCCAGCAUCCUGUUCUCACAGUGGCCAACCAGAUGACUGUGGGAACCCAGAAAGCAGGAUUCGAACACAAGAGCACUCCCCACUCCAGGCUGAAGCUGGAGGCAGAGAGUACAGACGAUUACUCCCUUCCAUCACCGCUCCCCAUGUACAUGUCGGUGGGUGGGUGGGUGGGUGUUGUUCCACUAAGGUCGAACAAUGAUCCCGUACAAUCGUCAUUUGAAUUAAAUGUGAUUUGCACAAGAAAAGUCCUGCUUCCCUAUGACUUGGGACCCAAUGACGCUUGGGGAGCAACAGGUCCAAAAUAGACAAAAUCUCCCUUCCCUCCUCCCCAAAGUUCUAGCUCAGGGUUUCCCAAACUUGAGUCUCCAGCUGUUUGAGGACUACAAUUGACAUCAUCCCUAACCACUGGUCCGGCUAGCUAGAGAUGAUGGGAGUUGUGGUCCAAAAACCCAAGUUUGAGAAACCCUGAUCCAGCCACUCCCUUAGGUGAGUUUUUAAAAGAAAAGGAAAAGAAUCCCCCCAAUUAACCACAAAAGUUUAAAAAGAGAACAAGAACUCUUCUCUGUGAAUUUGCGAAUCACUGUCUGGUAGUCCUGAAGUCUGAAUAAAACCUCCACGUUCAAGCACGGCAUAUCCGUGAAUACUGUUGGAAGCAGAAUGCUGGGCAUGGCUGGACCUUUUGGUGUGAUCCACGUGGGCAAUUCGUACAAGGGAAGCAAGGUGCAGCGUUGGUCUGGAGUGAACCCAGGAUUGCUCCCGACGCUGUAUAAGAAAUAGUCCGAGGCCGCCGCUCCUUCCUUGGUUGACUGACAGGUGAAAUUAUCUAGUGCCACAGUGUGAAAGCAGGGCAACGGCACAGCCAGAGCCUUCAGCACAGUUCGGCCUCUUGUUUUGAUUCAUCUUUUCUCUCUUAGUGGCGCACCCCCCCAAAAAAAAAAUCCAUACCCCCCUCCCAUUUUUUUACAAACUAACUGAUUUAUAUAGUGAUCUUCUGGAACAGCCAAUCAGAAAUCUCCAUCACCUUCAUCCUUGCUUCAGAAUCACUUGUUUCCCCAGCUAAUUCACGCCUCUUCCAACUCCUGUAGUGAAAUCCUGCAACAUUGAGAUGAUUUCCUCGAUUCUGUGUGAGCUUCCAGAAAUAACAUGAUUUGGUUGGGGUUCAAAUUAUCUUGUUGGGUUGUUGCUUUGGCCACCAGUCCCUCGGUUUUUACACCAACUCAGCUUCUGCUGCCUGUUGUCUCCCCACCCACCUUAACCGAGAAGCACCAGAAGAGAGGCUGAUCUGAUCUAUUAUUGAAGAGCAGGAAUCCUUUUUGCUGCCAAGAUGUGUGUUAAAACCAGAAGCUGGUUCAGCAAACCACACAGCUAAGUGUGUAUCUUAACACUAAGGACUUUUGAGGUGAUGGGGAAGCCUCUGGCAGUGGUUUGCUCAGCUUCCCUGAAUUGUCACAGAGGUCUGACAGCUAGAAGGGCUGCCUCUUGGCUGAAUUAUCCUGGCCCCAAGUCUGGACCUGUGCAACGCAAACUUAAAAGAGGCGUUCGCUCUCCUAAGGAACUCAGGGAACUGUGGUUUCUGGUAGGUUUUUCUUAACAGUCUCUGACUGCCAUUUGAAGAAAUGCCCUCCUCCUAGAGAGAGGGGGCCGGGCAGGGCGAAGGACCCCGGAAAGGAAAGAGAAAAGAAAUGGGGAGCUAGGAAGCAACCCCAAGGAUUGACAUGCUAGAGAGCUGAGAAAAGGGGGUCACAGCUCCUUAUAGAGACUACCCUCAGUGACAAACCAGGUUUCUCUGACACACAGCAUUUGGGGUGUCUCUGAGGCCUAUCAGUCUGCACAUCAAGUAUAAAAGGUAAAGGACCCCUGGACAGUUAAGUUCAGUCAAAAGCGACUGUGGGGUGCGGCAUUCAUCUCGCACUCAGGUCGAGGGAGCCGGCGUUUGUCCACAGACAGCUUUCUGGGUCAUGUGGCCAGCAGGACUAAACUGCUUCUGGCGCAACAGAACACCGUGACGUAAGCCAGAGCACACAGAAACACCGUUUACCUUCCCGCGACAGCAGUACCUAUUUAUCUACUUGCACUGGUGUGCUUUCGAACUGCUAGGUUGGCAGGAGCUGGGACAGAGCAACGGGAGUUCACCACUGUCGUAUGGAUUCGAACUGCUAACCUUCCAGUUGGCAAGCCCAAGAGGAUCAGUGGUUUAGACCACAGCGCCACAGGCGUCCCUGACCAAGUAUACAAGAAGCAUUCAGCUUGAGGGGCUUGUAAAUCCUGAGCAGAAACCUACCUGUCAGACAACGCCAAUCUUACAUUGCUGUGGGGAGACAAGUCUCCAACUUAAAAGCGUAGGAAUAUUACCACAUAAAAGGCUUUGCAUGGUGAGAACUGAUAUUUACCACACUGAAGAGUCAGUUCCAGUAUAGUAAAUAGCAGCUUUUUCCACAGGAGGGUGCCUUCAGGCAAUGUAUUCACUAUGCAAAAGCAGCAGGACAAAAUUCACUUUGUGGUGGCAUUGCCCCAUCAGAAAGUAAUGUAUGACUAGGGCUCAAUUUAAACUGAAAUGUGCACAGAAGCCUUUGAUCUCAUUGCCCUCGCAAAGCUGGGGUGCAUAACUCUUCUUUGUCACCUGCUACCCCUGGAUGCCCAGAACUUUUCACACCUUGGGCCUCGAUUCUGGACUGUUAAGAGCCUCGUAUUCUUCUGGAGUCAAGUUCACUCCCUGCCCCGUUCACUCCAUCUCUCUGUUCUUCCUUGCUCAGCUCCUCCCCAAUACCUUCCCAGGGUGGCAUUGACAAAUGCGGCUCCUUUUCUCCCUCCUUGUAGGAUGAAUAUGAAGUAGCUGGCGAAAUGACCCCUGCAGAGGUGAGUACCCAUCAUUCACAGGCCCAGACAAGCAAAGAGGCCUCCCUAUAGUACAGAGCAGGUGGAUGAUGACACAGGCCCCCUGUGUUGAAAUUGUGCUGCGCCCUGACUUUUGCCCUCUUGGAGGGCUAACUCCUUGUGCCCCUAGAGAAAAUAACCGCAAAACCCCAACAUUCCAAAAGAUGGCAUAUAGCAUACAGCUUGGCUGGCUCGAUUUACCUGGGUCAGUCACUGGCUCUAGUUUUUACUCCCCAGCCAAAGGAAAUCACAUGGCAGAUGUGAUUGUUAAAAGUGGACACUUACCGUAGUUUCCAUGGCUCCAAAUACCCAUGCACAGUAGCCUAGUGUCUAGGCAGCUAUUCUCAGGUCUGAGCUCUAUGGUGCAGUUGCAGCAACCAGUGUCACUCCUCCUCCAGCAGCUUAAGUAUCUUCCCCAGAUGUGCCGUGUGCAUGCAGCCAGAGACUAUGCCUGCCUGGAAGCGUCCUCUGCUCUUCCCUCUUUGAUCCCCUCCUGGUUCUGGGACACAGUGGUGUGGGAGAACGUGGGGAAGCACCCAGCCCUUCCCUUGCCUGAACUGCCUCUACCUCGUCUUCCUCCAGUGAUCCACCCUCCAGCUCUCAAGCUUCCUUUGGCUCUGACUCUGGGCUCCUGGCUGUUCCCCACAAAUCACUGCCCCCCUCUCCUGAGUCAGACUCCAGCCCGCCUUCCCCCGGUGCACCCUCAUCAGCAUCCUGCCAGCCCCCUGACCCUGUUGGCGUUUGGCUUUCUCCUGCUCCCCGCUGUUCGACAUUGUGGUUGGGAUCUUGUGGGCUAAUACCAGAACUGAGGGCCACCCAAAUGAAGUUGAACAGCGGGUGAUUCCUGCCAGACACAGAAGGAAUUGCUUCUUCACUGUGCAGCCAGGGCGUGAGGAACCUCAGGUCCACACCCUGAAUGCGGCCCCAAGCAUCUCUUUCUGGCCACCGAGACUCUUCCCCAGGCCACAACCCUUGCCAGUCCUAGCCCAUAUCCUCCUUGAAUGCCUUUGCCAGGCUGGAACGUGUCCUUAAACUGCCUCUUGCUUGCCUAUAUGGACACAGAGAGAGAGAUGUGUUCAGGUUUGUGUGCAGAAAUGCCUGGCUUUUGUGCUGCUGAAGUGUGAACCUUCUAUAUGAAAGAGCCUCUUUUGUCUCUAGCCCUGCCCACUUUCGCUUCUGGCUCUGCCCACCACUUGCCAUAAAGGUCACACAUCCCAUUAGCCCAUGAAAGGUUAAUGCAUUGCAGGGGAUUGGACCAGACGGCCCUCAGGGUCCCUUCCAACUUCACAAUUCUGUGAUUCUAGGUGGUGGUGACCCCCACCGUGGCGAGACUUAAAAAGUCAUGUUCCUGUUCAUGGCUGCUGGCCAUUGCGGCUGCAUGCCGACUGCAGGAACAGCAGCUGCAAUGCUUCUGAGCACUGAGCACCAUUCUCUAGCAAACAGCAGCAGAGAGAUGGGCUGGGUGGUUUCCUUGGAUGAAAAGGAGGGGUAUAUAUAAAAUGUAAUGAACAGAAUCUGGUCUGGCUUACAAGCCUGGCAGCUACAGGCUCCUCCUGGCAGACAUGCUAACUUGGUUUGUCACCUUUCAGAUCCUGGAAUGGGAGGAGCAGCAGCUAGAGCAGUUUGUCAACUUCAACAACAGCAAGAUUGACCCAGCACCCUUCCAGUUGGUGGAACGCACUUCUUUGCACAAGGUGUGUGUACAUUGCGUGUGUGCGCUCCGAUUCUGCAAACAUACCACACCCGUCCUGAAUUUGCUCUACCAAAUUCAGCAUCCUGAAAACCUCCAUUUUCCUGUUCUUUUUUUAAAAGUUACUAGCCCUAGUUGCUGUGAAAAUGGCUUAGAACAUUUCCUUGCAAGGUGUCGGAGGUCCAGGGAGGCUUGGCCUGAAUAAGAUUUCAGAAGGGGCACGACAAAAUGCUCCUAUGAAUACCUCCUUUCUCCAGGUGAUAAAUGGUGCACAGCUAGAAAAAGAUGUGCAAUAUGUAGAUAGAUGAUAGAUAGAUAGAUAGAUAGAUAGAUAGAUAGAUAGAUAGAUAGAUAGAUAGAUAGAUAGAUAGAUAGAUAGAUAGAUAGAUAGAUAGAUAAGAUAGAUGAUAGAUAGAUAGAUAGAUAGAUAGAUGAUAGAUAUAGAUAGAUAGAUAGAUAGAUGAUAGAUAGAUAGAUAGAUAGAUAGAUAGAUAGAUAGAUGAUAGAUAGAUAGAUAGAUAGAUGAUAGAUAGAUAGAUAGAUAGAUAGAUAGAUAGAUAGAUAGAUAGAUAGAUAGAUAGAUGAUAGAUACACACACACACAUAUGUGCAGAACAUGACAAAAUCCAGGGUAUAGCUGAGAAAUUCCCCAUGAUGCUAGGCUCAAGAGGCAAGAGUUGGCUGGGGUGGGGUGGGGGGGUGAGGAAUGCCUGAGCCUUGGAGGGAUGGGUCCUUGUCAAUGAUUCAGAAAUAUGACUUGCUGGGGAGCCCUGUUCUGGUGCUGGUGGUUAUUUGCUUGUUAAAUUUUUCUGUGUUGCCUGCCUAGGCAAAGCCUUCCCAAGGCAGCUUGCAUGCAUAAAUAAAACAGGAAAACCAAAGCGCAUUGCUCCAAUAAAACUAAACCAUCAAAACAACAGUUUGAAAACAUUUCACAGCGCAGCAGAGCGCUCAUGUAAAAGCAGCUGAAGCAACUGGAAACCCUUUUGAAUGGCAAAACUGACAUGACAAAAUGUAUAUCCGUUGGGAGUUGCACAAACUUAGAGCCACCACUGAGAAGACACUGUUUCUUGAUUUGCUCUUAAGGGCAGGCCACAAACAGGGCCUUUAAGGCCCAGACAGGUUCACACAGAAGCAGACCGGUUUUCAAAUAACCUGCCCCAAAACCCAGUUUAGGCCUCUAAAGUAAACACCAAUAUGCAAAAUUAGAAACCAAGAUGAGGCAGAAUUCAAGGAGGAUUGGAGGACUUUCGUAGAUUUUUUUAAAAAACCACUAUUGUAAAUAUGUUAAAAUGCAAGUGGCUUUAGAGUAAGAACAGCAGUAAAAUAUAUGUUUGAAAGUACUGUGGAGAAGAUAAGGUAUACAAUAAUAUGCAUUGUAAUUUUGAAAAUUAGGGAAACCAUAGAGGGAUUUGGGGUAGGGGAGUUCAAAGUUAAAUGAUUGUAAAUCGGAAAAUGCUGUUUUAACUCUGUGUGUGUGUGUGUGUGUGUGUGUGUGUGUGUGUGUGUAAAGGGGGGGGGAAUUAACACCAAUACUUGUAGUUGGGCUCGAAAGCAUGCAGGUAAUUGCUGAAACUUACCAGAAGAGUAAGAAAUCAAGAUAACAAACUUUUUAUAAAAGAAUGGAAAUGGUUUAUUAAAUAUUUACAGAUAAAUUGUAAACAGAUAAGAACAUUGGCAGGAUUAUUGUAAUAACGUGCAGUUUCAUAAGAGUAUAUAUUUAAAGAAGAUGAAUAAAUGAGCAAAUUAAGUUAACUUGGAUAUGCAGAAGAUAUUAAAAAUAAAUUUAAGGAACCGCAGAAAGAGGGGGAAGGAAGUCAAGCUUUGAAAUGUCAAAAUGAUUGUAAAAUUAGUGAAAUGUAUAAACUUGAAAAGUAAAAAGAAAGAAAGAAAGAAAGAAAGAAAGAAAGAAAGAAAGAAAGAAAGAAAGAAAGAAACAUGCAGGUAACCAAUGCCAAAGGUCCAUUUAGUCCAACAUCCUGUCCUCACAACUGGAUGCCUGUGGAAAUUCUGCAGGCAGGACCCGAGUGCUACAGAAGUAGAAUGUAAUGUCUUCCAAGAGAAUCACCUCCAGGUGCUUCCAGGUGGCUAUGUUCUGUACCAGUUGAAGUUUCUUCAAGGGCUGUCUCAUGUGGAGCGCAUUGCAGUAGCCUAGCCUGGAUGGUUUGUCAGGGCAGGAGUCACAGAAUUUUGGUUCAGUCCUAGAUACUGAGAUGGUGGAGCAAAGGAGUAUGUGAGUGAUUGCUGCUGAUUUUGCUUUUGGCUCUUCCAGACACACACCAUAUUCUCUCUCCUGGGGGUGGACCACGCCUAUGUCACCAGCAUCGGGCGCCUCAUUGGCAUGGUGUCCCUCAAGGAGGUGAGUACUCAGUCUGGGGGUGGGAAAGCUUAAGAGGACUUCCUUUCAGUCCUAACAUGCAUGGGCCCCCUCCAACACACACACAGUGGAAGGGGGUCUGCCGUCUAAUCCACCCCAGAUGCCUGAGGGUAGCAUCACCCCAGUGGUUUGUUGGCAAUAACUGGGAUGGAGCAAAAGGUGGCCGUGGCGAGGCAGGGACCUUCAGUCUCAGCAGCCAAUCAAUCCAUGAAGCCAAACCUGGGAGAUACAAGUCGCUGUGCUCAUUAGGCCUGACACGCCUGUGCAAAUCCUGGUUCUGCUAAUAAAGAGUUAACACCAGCUUGCUCAGUGUGAUUUAUUGCUGGCUCGCUCCUAUUACCUGGUUGGAGAAAAAAAUGUGGGAUAUAAAUGUCGUAAAUAAAUAGUAAAUAAAUCAAUCUCUCCCUCCCUUUCCCUCCUCUUUCUCUCUUUCUCCAGUUGCGAAAAGCCAUUGAAGGCUCGGUAACCGCCAAGGGGGUGAAGGUGCGGCCCCCACUGGCCAGCUUCCGGGACAGCACGACUAGCAGCAGCGAGACAGAGGCCACAGAAAUCCACCAGCUGUGGGACCGGCGAAACAGGCACUCCAUCCCCCGCGAGUCCAGCCCUUCGGAGAGUGACGAGAAAUGCCAGUGACGGCGGAGGGAGUCUUGCUAACCGGUUGGCGGAGAAGCCAGCAUCGCCACUCCACGGCCGUUUAGUUCCGGCCAGAGUCUUCCCAGGGUCCUUCGCUUAGCGUUCCAACCCGGGGACCCACUACUGCCCCGAGAGCCUUGCGAAAAGGCCUCUCGGCCAGAAAACCAGAGCAGCUUCAAGGCCUCACCGGGCACGAAGCCGCAAGCCCGUCCCUGACCUGUUCUUGCUCUGGAGGAGAGGAGGCGGCAGAACAAAUUCGGAGCUGAGUGAGAGGAUCCUGCUCCUCUCGUCAGCCCAGAGCUCAGUGGGACCUAGACGUCUGAGAACGGCAAGUCCUUCAUCCUGCGCCUUGCCUGAUGUUGAAGUCACACCUGUGCCACUGUUGGGGUCCUGUUUUCGCUCGUACACCCCUGCAGUCCCUCCCACGCUGCCAUUAGUCUCAGGGCUUCCUCAAGAUGUUUGUGGGUAAGAGGGUAUCGGUUUUACAAAUGCGCACACACAAAAUAAGUAAACACACCCCCUCCUACCUUUCCAUUGGCCUCACCUCUACCUUAAAAUGGGAUCCAGUCAGAUAGGACCAAGGAAAUUGUGAGCUGAGGUGUUCAAACCCCACCUGGUCGACCUCUGCUUCUUUGCACAGGUCACUCUUAACCUGAGGAGUGGGGGGCAUAAGACACUUGAAGGAGCCACUCCUGCAAGUAGGACUAGGCCCAAAAUCCAGUUGUCCAGGCCAUUAUCACCUGCCUUUUCCUUUUUUGCUUACCUCUGCUCUCUCACUGCCACUCCCCACCCAUUUGCAGUCCAGUCGGUGAGUCCUGGGUCUCCAGCUUAGGGACGUCCGAAUGUGAAAACAAUGCAGGAGUGGGGGAGCCUGUGUCCCCCCUCCCCAAAGUUGCUGGACUACAACUGCCACCACCCUUGACCAUUGGCCACACUGCCUGGGGCUGCUGGAGAGUUCUCCAUCCUUGAUACAACGGAUAGGCUUUCCCUCACUUUUAUUAAUGAUUUUUACAUGGGUGAACACACUGGAUCUCGAGCUACUGAGCCUUUGGGAGCCUCUUCCUCCCUCUCUUCCCCACUGCCCCCCAAUAAGGACUCUGAACUGCUUUACUUUCCCCACCCCCCUCUCUGGCUCCCACCCUAUUCUUGAAUCCAGAGGUGAGGAGCGGUGAGUGGGGUUGGUACCUGACAUGUAAAUACAGAGGGUUUUUUUAUAUUAAUUUAAUAAAAAGAAGAAGAGAGAUUGCAAAUAGAGCUAUGAAAUAAAACGAACUAAUGAGUGUCUGUUGUCUUGUGUAAGCCACGUGGUACUUAUGGGGUGUUAGGGGAGGGGUAGUACCUCUGGUGAGGGGCAUGUCGUGCUUCUUCUGGGGCAGUUUGCCCACUUUUGGUCGCCACACUGCACUCAGCUGUCAACAUGCGGCAGCGGCUCUGCCCUAGGAAUGGCUUUGACUGGCUAGCUAAACUAGGUGAAGACAGACAAUGGGUCUCAAGCCCUCGGUGAGUUAGGGACUUCCCCUUGUAGGGAUGUGUAUAGAAACUAGGAGGAUAUAUUUCUUAGAUAUUAGCCCUCUUUGUGUUUGUGAGUUCAGCAGGGUGCAUCCCUUUGUCAGCAAAAACAAGGAAGCUUUAGCCUUUUCAUUUAAGUAAUCCAGGAAGCUUUACUGCAGACUGGAUUUCCUGUUAUUUCCCCUGUUCCUCUCCCUUAAAACAAUAAACACGCAAAACACUCUUCUUGUUAAGUAAAGAUCAGUUUACUCACCCGGUUUCACAGUAGCAGUCUUGAGGCAGGCUUAAAACAGAACCACAGUCGUACCUUGGCUGUCGAACUUAAUCUGUUCCGGGAGUCCGUCUGACUCCCGGAAAGGUUUGAAAACCAAGGCGCAGCUUCCGAUUGGCUGCAGGAGCUUCCUGCACUCAAUCGGAAGCCGCAUCGGACGUUCGGCUUCCGAAAAACACAUGCAAACCAGAACACUCACUUCCGGGUUUGUGCCGUUCGGGAGCCAAAACAGCGUUCGACAACCAAGGUGCGGCUGUACAGACAUAGUUUAGAUUAGGAUUGGAGUCUGAGCUGUGACUCAGCACGCAUCCUGCAUCCCUAGUCAAUGAUGAAGCAUCGAAGAGAUCACAUAGCAGGGAUCAGAGAGAGAGAGCAGGCUGGGCACAGUGGGAGUGGCACUCUCAGAGAAUUUCCUGUAGACCCUGGGAGAUCCAACUUCCUCCAUGUGUGUGCUUCUCUAGCAAUCAGAAGUAGUCAGUUUUGAUUGCCUUAUUUUAGAUAUUGCACACCAUUGCAUGAGAAUACAGGCUCUGGCAGAUUGCAAGGAAGAGACCCAUAGUGUCUUGGGGGUGCCACAUGCCAGUGCUUCACGCCCAAAACUUGCCCUAUGUGGAAAUCCCUGUGUCCUCAACUCUGGCUUGUGGAGCCUUAACCUGGAAUUCCCUAAUACUUAGCCACACGCAAAGAAGAUUCUAAGUAGGCUAUUUUGGCAAUAAACCCACCCACCUUUGAAUUUAACCUGCAGGUUUUUAGAAAUGCACAUGGCACCAGAGGUUGGGGGAAGAGAGAAGGGACUGAUGGUGAAUUGCGACCACAAUAGGGGUGGAGUGUGUGUGUUUGUGCGGGGGCGGUUUAAACCUUUGCUCCCCUGCUGCAGGUCCUGAGGAAAACCUGCUUCCAGACCAAGGGAGCUUGACCGCCUGUUUUAACCCUUUCACGCCCACCUACCCUCCCUCCUCCGCCAACAAGCCCACCCUGGUCUCUCCGGAGAGCCUCCUUAACCCCGAAAUUUUGGGUCCCCUCCAAACCUGUGCCAAAGUUUUGUAGUCGUUUCGAUUACUCAGUUUUGGGAUGCCUGGCAUAACGCUCGCGCUACAAAACCACGACGAAUCCUUG